GAGAGUCACAACUCGCAUGUGAGUGUGUGCAUGUGUGUGAGAGCCUGUGAAAUAGAAGGAGCGGGAGAGGAGAGAGGAGACACACGAGCUGAUGCUGACACGGCUGCUGCUACUUGUACCACUGCUGAUCACGUCUGAACCCCUCAUCUGUAACACUCAGCUGGAGCUUUCUCUUCCCCUUUCUGAGCCGGGCUUGUUUGUGACGCCCUGUGUGUGAAUGGGACGCCUGGAAGAGAUGCCAGCCAAGGAGUGACUGAUGAGAACCAGUGCUCCAGUGUGGAGGGUGACCCCCUGUGUCCGUGCCACCACUACUCGGGGAGAAUUGGACGCCUGGCGUUUCCACGACGACUAUAAUGGGCUGCAAUCUGUGCACUUUACAGAAGCGAGAGGAACACUACAAGCUGCUGUAUGAGAUUGCACAGGUGAGCAGGAGCACGGCUGACUACGGGAUCGAUUUUGUGAGUGUGUGUUGUUGUAUAUGAUUAAUUAUGCGUGCUGUGCAGAAAACAGUUCCAGGCGGCUGGUUCAAAAAAGCAAAGACAGGAGCCUUGUUUGGAGUGUGUGUGUGUGUGUGUAGGUGAAGAUUGAAAAGGCAUGAAUGAGGGAUUGAUACACAAAAUGAAAGUGAGGCUGAAUAAUGGAGAGAGGGCGCUUGUUACUUACCAGCAGAUGUGUUUUGAGUAAUGAGCAGUUGGUAAGAGAGCAGACAGUGUGCAGCCCAUUCAUUUUGCUGCAUGAAUGGGCUAUUUUUAUUAAAAUAGUGCCGCCUGAGUACAUGGAGAAUAAAUAUGAGUCCUUGAGGGAUUAUCAUAACGUGUUGGUGAGCAAAUUCACAAGUUGAGACGGAUCGCUGUUGUGCCAGCAGAUAUUUUCCUGAACUUUUUCAGAAAAUACUUGUAAAAGCACAAAAACAAAACAUCCACAUCUGCAACUAUUACAGUUUCAGAAUCAUGCUCGCUCUGUGAGACUUGUGAUGCAACUGCAGAGUAAUUGUGCAAUAUAGGGAGAAAUCCAAACCCUGCUAAUUCGAUGUACAACUAUUUCUGGCUAUUCUUAAGACAGAUUAGCGCAUGACGAUGUUUCCAAGUGGGGGCUAGCUUGGAGAGAUAAACAAGCACUCACCUAACCACUUCCACUCUCCUAAUCAGCCUCCUGUGACAGGCUAAUAACUGAGAAGCUCACAGUUUCUGGAAGAGGAGUGUUCACCCCCCCUCUCUCUCCAGUAGCUCCUGCCUUCACGCCACUGUGAUCACAGCCUCAUUAGCCGUUUUAUACAACCAUCCAGUGCAUUAAUUAGAUGUGAAAUGUCUUUUUACCCUUGUGAGGAGAAAGGAUGAGAGGAAGCAGGGAAGGUAAACUGUCUUGGGUUAACUGCUGCCAGGAGCUUUCAGCUUGUGUGCAACUUGAGAUGUGGUGAUGGAGCUUGUGAGUCAGCUCCAAGAACUGCAUGAAUGAGAGGUGAAAGCUGUGCUACAAGCUUCUAGACCAGUGGUAAAGAGGGUUGCGCUCACUAAUGGUCUGCUAAAUAUUAGCAAACGGACAAAACUGUCCAGGGAGUAUGAAGGAUGAGCAGGAAGCCCGUGUAGUGCCUGCCGCUCCUCAGGAGGAACAUAAAAAUAGUGCUGUCUCUGUGCUUAUCAUGGCUUUUGUGCCUCUCUCCGCACUGCUUGUUAAGAAAUAGCGUUGACUCCUUUUCUUGUGGUUUAGCAGAGGGGAUCAGUAUCCACCAAGUGGGCCAGUCUCCAGGGCACACUCACUGUUGACAGCAGCUCUGUGGCACGUCUGUCCACCCACUGAUAUACGGAGCGCGGCUCAGGCGAGAGGUGCUACAUCAGCAGCUACUUUCUGAUCACCACUGUGGGAGGGAAGGCGGGAAGGAUGUAGAGCAUGGAGGAUAAAGACUGGGAUGGGAAUAGAGAGUAAGCCGUUAAGGAUGCAGGUUUUAGAGGAAGAGUAAGGGAGGGGAGAAGGAAAUGUGGGAAAGAAGGAAACAGUUGAACUGUAUGCUGUCAAAAAGGUGAUAAAAAGAAGUUGUCAGGACUUUUUGGUUUAAAAUGAUGUUUAAUGGAAAAAUUCUUCGUAUAUUCAAACAUAACAACAGCGAUACAACAGUAGGAGGACAGCAAGUUGAGUCUCCUUCAUGUAGCAGAGCUUUUCCCGCAGCUGUAGAAGUGUGUCACUGUGUCUUUGUGGUCAGGAGUUGUGUUUUGACAGCAGGAAGCUGCGCUCACUGCUCACUGCUCACACCGCCUGAUACCUAAUCCUGUUUCUUACAUAUUGUCUCAUCUCUCUGGCUGGCACAGCUCUCACCCUCACUCCACGUUUCCCAUUCCCACUCCUCCUUUUCUCAGUAUCUUCUCUUUUUGUCCCGUCUGUCUGCUGUUCGGAUACACCCACACAUCCAAACAUGUAUGUUCACACACACUCACACACACACACACACUGGCGACUCUAUUCCUGUGAUUAUGCAGAGUCUGUGAUGUGUAUAUGCAAAUGAGGCAGAAGUGGUUGCCUGGUGUCACAGCGUGACUGACCGGCCUUGCAGCAGGUUGAUUCGGGGAGCAGGAGUCAGUCACAGUGGUUGGUUAGCCACCUUUCUCCGUUUCCCUUCGCACCCAGAAACAAUUUUGACACCCUCUCUGUCUGUCUGACCCCAGAAGCUGUGGGAGAUUUAUGACUACCUGGCUCCCUCACUCUCACUCCUUUCCCUUUUCUCUCUGUUCUCACAGCUGCAGGUGUUCUGCAUGGAAAUGUGCUCACCUUUCACAGCUGGCCUGCGAAGCUAUCUCAUACUGCUGACAUUUUUUAUUUAUUGUAUUGGCUUUCUGGGCUGGACAGGAAGACACAUGAAUCUUCCCGUGGCCUUGCUUUCUUCCUGGCUCUCUAUGCUCUAACUUUUUCGAUUUAUAACAACAGCUGAUCAAACUUUAUUCGUUCUUCUGUAUUUUUUUUGUCUCUGACUCGUUUUUCUUGUUUCUUCUAAUCUUCUUUGAUUGCGUUUGUUCCAACCUUUGCCCCAGACUGCUCUCUGCCGGAUUCCACUCAAGUUAACCCUCCAGUGAUUGUUCUUUGCAGAGGAGAAAUAGUAGGAAGUCCUCUCUUAAAUUUGGUCAAGGAGGAUGAAACCUUGUUGAACCUUUUGACCUCAAGUUCAGCUGCUCUCACGCUACGGUCACCCAGUUUUACAGCUUGCUCUGCACUAAGCUGCAACUCAAGCUCUUUUUGCAGACGGUAACAUACUGUAGUUGAUUCGCUCUGUGAUCUGGCGGAGCUUUGUAAUUCCCGUUGUGUCCGUGAGCUCCCCUCGUGAGUGUCACACAUUGUCUGUGCACCGCUGAAGCCCAGCGAUGUGUGGCUUUUUUGGGGGCUAAUUAGCAGAAUAGCAGAUGUUGAUGGGAAGCGCAACGCAGCGUAGCCCAGAGUUCUGCAGGCAGAAUGAGAUAGAUUUUCACAGUCCGCGUGUGUGUCGAUGCAUUAAGGAUUUACAGUGUCUUCUGUCAUUGUCAAGAGCCAUUUCUUGCAGAGUUGCAAACAAAACAAAAGGCUCAAUCACAACUUUUAGCAUCUUAAAAGAAGAGUUAAUGUCGAUGCAAGUCCACCGCCGUACUCAAUCAGCAGCCAGCCAUUGUUUAUGUAGCUGCAUAAUGAAUUUCAAACUAAGCAGUACAGAGUAUAAACCCCUUCACAUUCAUCAUCAGAUUUGUAAUUUGCAAUAAGCCCAGCUCUCUUUUUUUUGUGUCUUGAGCAGCAGAGCCCAGUUUUUUAAGUUUUAUUUGACAGGAGCCGAAUGACUCUGCUGCAUUUCAGAAAUAAAUGGAAAGCAGCUUCUCAGCUCAAUGAGGCACAGCAGUCCCUGAUAACUUGCUGAUGCAUAUGAAUGAGAAUAAGGCACUCACUGCGCACACACAUCCACACACACACAAUCUUUCUCUCUCUCUCUCUUACACACACACAGACAGAUAUCUGUCUACGAGAAACAAAAACAGUCUCAGUGAAUAUUUUAGGUACAUAUCCAGAAAACCCUUCCCAUGAAUGUUUGAGUGUGACAGCGCUCAGUAGGCCGACUGCCGUGGCAUUUCAGAGUUAAGCUAUGUCAUGUUGAGCAGUGACACCAAGUUGUCAGGACAGGACAGACAGGCGGCCGUGAAAUGAAGCACAUCUGGAAUUCAUUUGUCCCCGAGGUGACAGGAGAUCCCCAAGAGCUUGGUUCCUGGAGUAGAGUUGAUAUUAAGUUCACUUUUGUAGCACCAGAUGUAAAACCUGUGGCCUGAAAGACAGUCUGAAGAGGACAUAGCUGACUUGUUGCUGCUGCUGCUGCUGAAACAGGACCAGCCAUGUGUGUCAUGGAUGUGAAUUUCUAAAAGGUUGAGCAGCUAUCACAACAGCCAGACUUUCUGACAAAAAUUUGGCAGUUUUUUAGCAAAUACAUGAAUCCCCUCAAAGAAAGGAUGCAGCAGAGUCUGUGUUUACUUUUUUCUGUGUGAGCUGGGACACUGGUUUGUCUAUUGGUUUACAAUGGUGCUGAAUGUUGGCUGUAAUCUCAUUUUUUUAGACUUUGGAAAUAAAAGUUUGUUUGACUAUUAAUAAGCUAACUUGCAGUUGGAGCGCUUGCAAAGUUUGAAUUGUCAAGAAACUUUUUUGUUAAAUCAAAACUAAAGAUACUUUUACCAGACAUUUUAUCAUGCUUAAGGUGUUCCCCAAGGCAGCAUUCUGGGCCCCUUCAUUUUUCUGUACUCAGACUGUAUUGACAGUCAUUUGAAGCAGUUAAAAGCUCCCGUAAAGGCUCAUUAGUAUGAAGAUUGAUUAUUUUGAACAAGUUCUUUUUGUUGUGUGAAACUGCUGCAAAGUUGUCAGACAGGUCAAAGCAGGAUUACUGCCCACAGACAGAGGGCACUAUAACUUAAACAAAACAAAAUUCCUUACAAGAGCUUUAAGAUGCAGCUUUAGAUUAUAGAUGCUGUGCAAAAAAGUUAUUAUAAUCAUGAUUAAUAUAAAAAAUUACAAUGUUGUGAGCUUUGGGAGCUACAUUGAUUGAGUAAGAGGAGGUAAAGAGGUAUUUUAAAGUUUGCUGUACAUUUGUACACUUCCAAUGAAGAAAUGAUGUCCUAUAAAUCAUUUAACAGCAAAUUAUGAACUGCUCAGUUGUCAAUACUUCUGUUUGUAAAGUCAGUAACUUAACAUUUUGGAUGUUUGGUUUAUUACAUCAGUGCUUAGUGGAGUCAUAAUGAAUACUUAUUUCAGCUUCUUACUGUGAAUAGAAAUGAAAUUAAUCAACAGAUUAAGCAGAUUGUAAUGAGAAUAAUUGCUCAUUAAAAGAAAAUUAUUAGAAGUAAGAAAUGUGUUAUAAAACUGCACCAGGAACAAGCCAUCUCUCUGCUUGGCUUCCAUCACUAUGCAUGUGCCUGUAAUGGCUUUGACGGUACAUUAAGGCUUUUGGACCCUGCUCUCACCCCCCAGACAGUCAGCUUCAAAUGUUCUCAUCCAUCUUCUUGUCCCAUUAUCUUUUUCUUUUUUUUUUUAUGAAUGAUGUCCCUCAACCAUUAAAAUUGAUAGAAGUGGAGAUAGAGGGGGAGGAGAGUAAGAAACAUGCUGCUUGAUUGAUCUUGUGUCCACCCUGGAAAGAUUAUCUUGAUAUAUAAUCUGGCUUUACGCCGCUGCUUUUGCAAUUACAAAAUAAUGCAAAGAUCCAUAUUCUCAAGCCAUUUUAAAAAAUCUUAUUUAAGGAACCAAAUUUAUGUUUUAACCCUGUUCCCAUCAUCAGUUCCUGACUUCUCCUACAGUCUUGAACUACACAGCACUAACCUGUUAGUCAGCCAUGUUUGAUUAUAAUGUUAAUCGACGUCAAAAGUGUCACUGGGUUGAGAUCUGUUGCUCAUUUCUCAUACAUAUCAGGCUAGAUAGAUAACAUCGGCCUCUUGUAAAAGAUUUCACUGUCGGGUUGUGACUCCUGGAUUACAAGGAGUAACCAAGUGGCAGCGGUUGGAUUUUAAAACACAGCGCCGUUUGAUAAAAGAGAAAAUCAAUAAAGGGAGUCAAAAUCGAGAUCUUGUGUUUUGGCGUGGAAGAUGUGAGGCAUACUUCUAGGAAACAGAUGAUGCCACAUUUGCCACAAGACAUGAAGUCAAUGGUUUUUAUCAGUCAGUCCACUAAAUCUCAACAUGCAGGAGCAGGAGAGAUUUAAGAGGGAGCUGAUGAAUUGACCUUUCCGUUUCGUCUGUUUCUUAUCUCAGUAAGAACCCCGCUGACCUUUUCAGCCACAUAUCAAGUCUGUGGUCCCCCUUGUCUCCUCGUGCCUCUCCAACUCAACAUGAACAUAGCUCUCCAAAAUGAGUUUCAUCUCCCGUAUGUGCUUCCGUCUGUGCUGAUCUCAUCUCAUUCACAGCUACUGCCAAGGAAGAUACACAAACAAACAAUGACAUACCAUUUUCCUUUGGGAACUGAAGCUGUUUGAGAGCAAAUUUCUCUACUUCUCACUGCUGAGGUGGAAGUGGAGGUAGUUGUUUUGGCUGUUUGCUGCUCUAAAGUAUUCAGACAGGGGCUGUGAUACGGGGUUAUUGUCUCAUGUACGUGCGCUGAAACAACAAGAAACCAAUUAUUGAAGCAAACAAAGUCGCGGAGGUCAUUACACUCAUUCACCUUGCUAGUUUUUUUGUUUUUCUUUUUUUACCUCCAUCACCUCAUUAAUUCACUGAAAUAGAAGUAAUUUCACUCAGGGUGAGUCCCACUUAGUCGGAUGACAUCAGCGUGGCGUCAUCCAUGAGUAAGACCCAGCCUUGUCUUGGUGCGUGUUGCGCUUUCAUAUGCUCAUCAGGAUCAAAGGCCGUCAGCUUCAAUCAGACUGGAGGAGUGACGGCGAAAAUGAACUACAUGCCUUGAGUAUCUCAGUGCCAAUCCCCAGUGAACCAGAGCAUCUGUUUAAUGAAUUGGACCCGGCGUAAGAUGACUCAGAUGUUACGAGUGUGUGUAAAGAAAGGAGGAAAAGCACGUUAUUGUGGCUUGGGGGGCGGUUAAAUAUAUUCUGUGCUGCUCUUUUUGUUUGUACCAAUACCUCAGCCGGUAAACAAAGGACAAAAGACGCAUAUUUGUCUUCCCCCAUUAUUAUUAGCCAUGACUUGUUGCCCUCAGUAUAACUCAGAACAUUAUGCAUUAAGCAGCUUUUUUUUUUCCAUAAGCAUGACUGUUUAUGGAAAUAUCAGUGUGCAUGUGUGCAUAGAAAAUGGUUGUAUAGUCAGAAUUAUUUAGUCUCUGUCCAAAUUGCUUCGCAUCAGCGCUUGAUUGCUGCAAGUGUGUUUGCAUGUCUGUGUAUGUGGUCGCUUUUUACCGAAUAGUAGAUCUGGGGCUGAUGGAUUCUGCUGUCAACUUCUGUUCCCGCAUGUGUGAGACUCUGCGUGUGUGUGUGUGUGUUUAUCUUGUGCAUGUUUGAGAACAGACCUGACAGCUUGUGCUUUUCACUACAAACAUUGGUGAAAACAAAGAGCUAUGGGAAACACACAGGGGGCCGUGCAUCUGCAUCCAGGGUGCUUCUUAGCUGAUUAUGUGAGUUUAAGCAGACAGAAGGGCCCUCAUUAAUUUAUUGCCAUUCACAAUAACACAUCUUCUCUUCUCCUCCCAAUUAGUGAGGAUUGUGUGCUGGGAAAGUCAGAUAUUUCAGCGAGGAACAAAAUUCAAUACCGCGGGUGUAAUGAAUAUGAAACAUUUAUCUUUUUAAACUAAAAAAAAACUUUAUUUUUUUUUAUUUCAACUGAAAUGAGCAUAGUUACAAUAUUUAAAAUCAGGUUUUAUUCUGUAUGUCCUUUUCUAUGCUUUUAUUUUUCAUUUUCAGCCAAGUCGUUAAAGUAAAAGGUAUUUGUUAUCGUACACCACUCAAAAUGUUAAAAUUACAGACGCUUAGUUGUGAACUUUAGCUGGAAAGGACACAAAAAUGCAGUUAUUUCUACCUACAUGUUAAAAACCUCAGGAGACAUUCUGGACAGUUACAGGUAGCAACAUGGACAAAAUUCCACUGAUUGCUAUGGAAAAAAAACCAGGAUGUAGAUUCUUUCUCGGUAACUAUGAAUUUGACCUUUCUCCAGCAGAGGGCACUCUUAGCGUAACCUGACUAUUGCAUGUGCUUGGUAACAGUCAUGACCCCACCUCAUGGAACUAUUGUGGGUUAUAAUAGAUGGCAAAAUGAAAGAGACAGAUAUGGCUGUUUGUUGACUUUAUGCAAAGCACUUUUAUUAUUUGUCAAUCACGCUGAAUCUUUGGGACUGUCUGUAAGGCAGGAGGAGGAGGAGAACGCACCACAAUCAAGCUGAAUUUAAAAUAUUUACUGUCCUAGUUUUUCUGAGGUAGAUCAGGGAUUUUACGAGUAGCUACUGUUGUAUUUAGAGCAGUAUCCCGAGUCACUACUACUUUGCAGAGGUAUACCCAAAUGAUUCCUGUGUGAUGGGAUAUCAACACUCAUUUACAGUCUGAACAGCAACAGUGAAUGAAGUUAUAGAGUGAUCAUAUGGAUUUUUUAUGUUAUUCUGGUGAGUACUCUGAGUUUGACUGCUCAAAGGAGGGAAAAAAAGUCCAGCAAGUUUUGGAAACAGACAACAAAAAGAGAAAACAACAUGCAUGGAAGUGUCCCAGUUAAGACUCAGAUCUCUUCACAGUUUUUGAGUCUUGAUGUCUGAAUGAUUUCAAUUUGACUCCAGUUUCGUAUAAAAUAUUAAUGUAUAUCUAUCUCUGCUCGGGAGUGCAUGAACUUCACAUUUAAAAAAAAAACAAAAAAAAAAACAGAUAUAAAAAACAUAUCCAACAUUUCCUCUUCAGAGUUCUCCCUGUUUCAACCAAAGACAGCAAAAUGCCCCAAAAAUAGGAUAUAUUCUUUACUGUUUUCUCGUGAAUGAAACCCCUGCUGUCUGUUUGUCUCCAGAGCUGCAGCAUGAGGAUGAAACUAAGUAAUAAAUUUUCUCUACUGGUGAAAUGAAAGAGGACCUGACAGAACACACAGGCUUUCUCUUAUCAGUGUGAUACAAUGUGUUCUGCGUCCAGUCUCCCCCCAGCCACAAGAUAUCAGCUCUAACAUCUCCGCUGACAUUUGGAGGAAUAGGAUGGUGUCAGGGCCAGGGCUGCCUGCGUGAUCUAUAGUCGAUUAAAAGAGGCGACAAAGCCUCCUGUUUUUGAGGAAAAUGCUUUCAGAAGGACCUUUUCUUCCUUUUUGUUUGUUUGUACUCCACCUUCUUUCUUUUGUUACUUUCAUACCUUCACCUCUGCAUGAGUGUGGUGCCUCAGGAGGUUUGAAUAAGACUGUGACAGGUGUGUGUCCGUGAGCACACUCCCCCCUGGCUGCGUGAGAGGAUGACUGAUGCAGAAGCAGGUCAGGAGAUCAGUCUGUGUGUAUGUGUGUUUGGGGGGUGAGGAGGGGGGUUGGGUCAGACGCUGGGGGGUGUCUGGGUGACAAAAAGCCCCAUGGGUUAGGCAGCCAUACUGGGUGUCACUCCACAGGUCAGUGGGCACCCCCUGCGGCUCUAGUGAUAAGCCCGGCCUGUCAGCCGUUUGAUGGGAAGGGCAACACAGACUCACACCUCCUCGCUCCCUCCUCCUCGCACGACCGGGCCCUGAGGAGGAAGGCGAUAAGGAGCUCCAUGAAUGUGACACUGCAGCGCAUUCAGCUAUCUCAUGAGGAGCCAGUUUAUCAGGGAUUAUUAGCCAGAGUACAAAAGGCAGGCAACAACCUUUUAGCUGUUUUUAAAUACAUCUGGAGGGCCUCUGGGUUUUUGACUGUGAAGGAGAGUUUUAAAGGGCAAAGUUUGGAUGUUUGAAGUGGAGUUAUGUGGGUGAUUUUCUAACAGAUUUUGUGUAACCCGCCAUUGUACCACAGCAGGGGUGAAGCAAUGGGGAUAGGAUAAGCCUGGGCGAUUUAGCAAAAAAAAAAUGAUCACGAUGUAUUUUGUCAUAUCAUCCGAUCUCGAUUGUCAUGAUUUCUUUUUAAACUGCCAGUUUUAAAGUAUCUGUACUAAAAAUUAAAGAAACUAACGAUUAGUUUAACAUUUUAUUAACAUACAAAGUAAAUAACAAAGGAAAUUAAACAAGAUAAACUUAGAAAAAUAUAAACCAUUUUAUCUCAACAGUACAACAAAAGUAGAUAAAUACUAAAUAAUACAGUGAACUAGUUUAUUGUCCUGAGUGUUUUUGCAGGUAUGCAAGACCCAAAAUAAACAAGUUGCCCCUCAGGGAUAAUGAAGACGCCUUAAAUGUAAACAUUAGGUGAUGUGAUUGAUCGCUGCUUUGGUCUGGUGGCUGCACCGCUAGUUGUGGCUAAACUGCUAAUGCUACUCGUGCUGAUAGCAGUGACAGGCUGUACAGACUCCGCUCACAUUUUCAUGCUUUUCGCAUAAUCACUCGGGAAGUACUUCUUCAAAUGAUUAAACAGAUCUGUUGUGUUGCCGGUUUUUGAGGGCACCGACCAGCGACAUAGCUUACGCAUCGACUUAAUUGCUCGACGUCACUUUGGAGAUACCCGAACCACCGCAACACAACCUACGUUGAAUAACUCAAAGUCACGGCUGACAUCUAUUUCGCUGCCCUCAGCUCCGUGUUUACCUCCAUAUUCGGUCUUUCUGUUUACUUCUCUGGCAACUUAAGAAGUGAGCAGGAAAAGCUCGACUCUGAUUGGCUGUUGCACAUUUCCUCUAUGUUUGAUCGAGUAAAUAUGCUCACAGCUGAUCACCGUGAUCGAACUUAAAUUUAUCACGAUCAUCGAUCACGACUAUAUAAUUGCCCACUCCUAGGAUAGGAUCACCUUCCAAAAAUUUUUAUCCACCUACUGAUUAAAUCUGUGCUUCAUAUAAAAACUGAACUGCUUUGAAAAUUUUACUGUUGAAAUUUGCUCUCAGGUCCCUCCUUUGGUACUGUAUUUUCUGGACCAUAAAACCCCUGCAAUUGCUUGCAUGCCAGGCAAUAUCCUGCUGAAUAGCUGUACGGGUCAGUGAUAAUAAGGAAGAAAGCAAGCUAAGGAAGAAAAUUAACAUAGGAAAAGGCUGUUUGAAAGCAAAGUGAAGCAGUUACAAGUUAACCAAACACAGCUAACUUACAAUUUAUUGUUAUUCUCUGGAUCAUCUUCGCUUGUUUACUGGAGCCUUGUUAUUGGAGUUACAGCCCUGAAUAGUGGUGUGUGGCUGUGCUACAGCUUAGACACAGCACAUGACGGACACUGAUUUCAGCCUUACAGUAAUGAAAUAUUAAUAAAUAGUUUGACUGGCUUGUAAUUCUAGCGCUGAAUUGCAAGGGAGACAAUGUUUAAUCUGCUGGUUGACUAGACUCACACACUCCAGCUCCAGACACCGUGCACAGCAGACAAAAACAUCAACAUCCUGCAUGAAAGACAAUGGCUGUAAUGAAGUACCUCAUACAACCACAUCCAAACCGAAAAGGAAAAAGACACAUUACCAAACUACCCCGUUAAGUCCACAGAGAUGUGGCUUCAUUGUUGCUGCUGCUGUCACAGUGACACACUGACACAGUUCCAAAGGGCUCGCUUUUAAUGAGCUGCAUUCGCAAUGAGAGCAUCACAAUGGCUUUUUAAACUGCAGCCUUACUUGAAUGAAAUCAAUGGCUCAUCAAUGCAGGGUGAGUUUUAGUUGACACCUCAGUGCAAAUGAAAUUCAGUUUGAUUGCAAAAUCUAUUUUAAAGUCCAAUCCUAUUAGAAUGUGAAGUCAACGGGCCUGCGGGUUAAUUGAUUUGCAAGACAUGUUUCAUUUGGAUGAGUUAAUCAAAUCUCCAUGAAAUAAAUCCUUUCAGUUUCUGAUGAAAGCAAAAAAGAACAUGCCAUUCUAAGACUAAGGCACACUUCACUUUCUAUUUAUCAGUACAAAAAUGUGAGAGAAAGAGGAGUCUAUUUUUACAACCCGACACAUUGUUGUAAAACAGCAGCAAGCAGAAGUUCACAGAAGAAAGUGGAUGAUAUCUUAUGAGGUUGGAAUGGCGACUGUGUUUUCUCCCCCGCAGCACUGCAGUCAGCCCAGCACCUCCUACACAACGCAGAUCCUCACACAGCCAGGCCUCCUUCCUCACUCCUCACUCCUCACAGCCUCAGCACUAGCAGGCGGACUGGCAAACUGGGAGGGAGGGGGGCACCAGCCUUAUUCUGCUCCUUGUUUGUAGGAAUGUGAAGUUGCAUUAUGAGAUAGAGUUGUAAAAACUGAGAAAUUACUAACAUAGAGGCGUUUUUUCAAAACAAAGCUUAAAAACAAAGGGGUGUAAACCGGGGUUAAACUUUUGCCUUUUAUUUCAAGGCGACACAUUCAUUCACUAUUGAUUAAUGUACACAUCAUGUGGGUUGUGACUAGGGGUGUUGCAAUACAACUUUUUUACUUAUCAUACGAUAUUGAUAUUGCAGCCUUCAGUAUUGGUUGAUACCGAUAUUGAUCCGAUAUUGGCACAAAUGUGUAAAUAAGUUUUGCACUCAGCUGCAACGUAUUUUUCUGACUUCAACUAAAAAUUCUGCCACACAGCCGACAUCACUCCAACUCUUUGCUACUUUGUUAGUACCUUAGUACACACUGUUGUUGUGAUCACAUGAGCUGUGCAUCCUGGAUCCAGGUACUGCUGGAUAGAAGUGCUGGAGUGGAGUCUGGAAUGGACUGCUUGUAUCAGAGUGCUUAUAUUGGAGAUUUUAGAUACAGGCUGAUAUCCGAUAUCAAUUUUUUUGAUGCUAUUGGACCGAUAUCCAAUAUCAGUAUCAGAUCAGGACACCCCUAGUUGUGACUUUGUUGUAAACUCUAUGUCUAUGUAGAUGAAAUAAGCAUGACCACGUGGAGCAUGUUGGGUCACGAUAAGCCUGAAAAAACACACUAAGUCAAUCUUUUCCACAUAGGAAAAUUGCUCUGUGUUGACCCUCCACCAGUCAUUUGGCUUCGUAUUCAAGGAUGGGGUAAUUUCCUGGUAAAACUUCUCAACCUCUGUGUCCAUAGUGGCGUUUAGGGAAUUGCCCCCUUAAAAAAAAAAGAGCUGCUUCUUGCUGAUUGAUAUCAAUAUUUCAUUUUUGUUAAAACACUAUAUUGCCCAGAUGCAAGCUUUGUCCAUGAACUUAUGGGUACAUUUAGAGCUUUCAGGUUUUGAUAUCUAUUCCCGCUCAGAGGAUCACUCCCCUCGACUAAGUGAUCCGAACUGUGUGAAGAAGAUCGGGAAAGAUGAGACUGGAUAAUGUCUGGGGAGCACGGAGCCGUAGUCCAUUAGUGUCAUCGGCGUGUCACUUACUCUGAGUGUCAUCGGUCCGUGUCAGUUUCUCUCCUCCGUUUGUCAAAUAUGAGGUGGGAGUGGCUGCUGUCAUUGCUCAGACAGGCUGAGAUUUUUCAAAGAAAAAAAAACAACAGACAGUGAAUGAUCGAUGCCACAAGACCUUACAAGUCUGUGACUCAUGCAGGUUAUUAAUACAUUGUGUAAGGUUGCAUAAAUGUACAACAUCGGUCUGAAAUUGCCAGCGGUUUAUAGGAAUAGCAGUUUAAAAAGAUCUGAUUUGAAAACAGUGUUUUCCUCUGAGGUUUGCCUAAGAGUGCAGCACAGAGGUAAUCAAUACAAGAAUGUCUGUUUUUAGAUAUGAGUACAUUUCAGACUGUUGGUAAAUUAAUCAAUAACGGAAUAUGUUUGAGAUAGAGAGACAGGAGGAUGGGAUGAAGAUGGGAUCCUUCCUCCACCUCAGGGCUGCUGUUCAUCGGGGGACUGACAGAACGCUGUAAAAUAAAAUAAAAAAGGACAAUGAGCAAGCAGAUAUCUCCCACAUGACACUCUGACACACUUGCAUAAACCCCCCCUUCAGACUACAAAAACACACAGAGGCAGUGAGUACACACCAAGACAUCAUAUUUUUUUCAGCUCUCCACCAGAUUCCCCCGCUCUAGGGGGAAAGUUGUAUUUCAGGAACGAGGGAGUCUGGAAAUAUCCAGGUUGCUUGGGGAAAAAAACUAUCACGCUUGCUUGUUUUUUGAAUUUGGCAGUCUCACAACUGAGGGAGUUCCGUUUUCCAUUCUGUCUCUGUCUGACAAGUCCACACUGCAGCCAACACCUCAGCGAUGGCCCCAGGUGAAUCUGAGAUAUAUGGGUUUUCUCCAGCCAGAAUACCACCACUCAAGGCUAAAGCCUGAAAAAGUCAUUCAUCUCAAACAUGAAGGAUUUUUCAAUACAGACGUCACUUCUCACCAUAAUUCAAUAAAACAGAUCAUAGAGGGAAAUAUGUAUCCAUAACACAAGCAGGCUUUAUUAAUACACAAUGCCCCCCAGGAUAAAGCUGGAAUUUAUGCUCCAAAUACAGGCCACUAGGGUAAUAAAUAAAACCUGGAGAGGGGCUGACAUCCAGGUACUGCCAUGUUUUGGAGAAAAAGACAACAAUAUUCUUUGUAAAAGCAAAAUCCAAUCCUUCUACAUAAUUGUUACUGAUAAUGCAUGAAUAGUUCUCCAGAUAAUUAACACUUUAAGGAGGCUGACUUUCCACAGAGGGCCAGAAAGAGAAGAUAUCAUCUCUGAAGGAAGUAAUCCUUGCAGUAGCAUGUGUUUGCCAAAUUGCUGCAGCAUAUUUAUUAAUGAAUGCUGUAUCUGCUCGUUGAACAGGUGGGUUCAUUUGAAAGUCAAUUGCAAACAGCUCUCCUGUCUAAUUUCAAAUGAACUCAGACACACCGGGCUAGCUAAGCGACAGAGGUACUGUUUUAUAGUGAAUUAAAUUACUUUGUCCAGUGAUUCAGCUGCACUGUUUCAGAAAUGAAGAAUGUUUUUUGGACUGAUACAUUUCAUUUUUACUUUUGGUUGAUUUCAGAACAGUUGCAAACAACAGCAAGGUGCAUAGAUUGAAAGCAAAAGAAUAGAGCCAGUUUCUGCAUUAAUCUGCCUAGCAACACAUGAUACUCUAUUCAAAACUAAAUUUUACAGAGCUCAUUUAGACAAACAGGGCGGCAACCACUUGAGCUCCCAAGAAGUUACUUUUCUACAUGAUGAAACACAUACUUUUAAUAUUUAACUGUUUUAUUUUACUGUUUUCAUGUCUCUGUUGUAUUAUUUUGGGUUUUACAUUCUAUGUAAAGCGUCUUUGAGUGUUUUUAAAAGCGCUGUACAAAUAAAAUGAAUUAUUAAUAUUAUUAUUAUUAUUAUUAUUAUUAUUAUUAUACUAGCAUAAGUUUAAACAGAGCCAAGCUAGCUUGAUCAUAUGCUAACCAUUUACUAGCCCUAGCUUCAUACUUUAUAGAGGACAACUGUUUGUAACCAACUGCCUUAGCUGAAGCUGAAGAAAUCUGCUGUCAUCCAUGACCUUCAUUACCUGAAGGCAGUAAUGGAGGCUAUUUAGUUUGUCAUAGCUGCUGGGUUCUGGGGGAGGGUAAAUUAGUGCAUCAUCUGCAUAAUAGUAAAAAAGAAACAUGUUUCUUUAGAUAAUAUGUCAAAGCAAAUAGAUAGAGAAGAAGAUAGCACCAGGAAUUGAACCUUGGGGGACACCACAGGGAAUGAGGACAGAUGACAGAUAAAUUUGCCCACUAGAUUUGAGACACUAGAAGACCUGUUGCAUAGAGAGAAAGAUAAACAGUCUAAAGCCUUGUGUUGUAACCUGUCAAUAAGAAUACCAUAAUCUACAGCAUCAAAGGCUGUAGAGAGAUCCUAGAGCACGGCUGCCAGUAAGUCAACUCAGCCACACCUCUAGUUAUGCAAAUCUUUGUGUGGCUCAUUGUCUCAAUAUCUUCAAAAUGGUAAAGUUAUAAUCAAAAAAGUCACUUCCUGUACAUAAUGUAUGAAAUAAAACAAUGGUUGGCGGAGGUGUUAAUGGAGAUCUAUGCUUUUGCAGACAACCUCAAGUGGACGCUUGAAGAAAUUGAUUUUUUUUUUUUGCCCAUUUGCAUUGACUCUCAUUUCUCUUCUAGAAAUCUUUGAAUGCAGACAAAGAAUCCCAUACAAAAAUAAUGGCAUAGAGGUCGGUAGGGUUCAUGAAUAUCUAUAAUACUAAAUACGAUUAAGGUGUUCAUGAGAGAUCAGUCUAACAGGCUUUUACCUGGAAGGUCUCGAUAUCCUAGAAGAAAUUCUCUUUGACUUUUCUUCGAACCAGCAGGAGACCCUUUGUCAAGUAUCCCGCUGUCUCCACAUGGACUGUGUUUCGGCGCCCACUGAGCUGUUAUCCAACUAAAUGUUGAUCCUUGGCAGAGAAUUAAAUGUGCAAAACAGAAUGAGAAACUACAAGUGCCAGAUGUGAGGGAGAUUUAACAGGUUGCCCUACUGCUGCUUGGGACCAAUUAGCAUUUGUCAUGACCGACUUCCACCCUGCUACUGCUCUGUGUGUUUUGGGCACAGAUUUCUUUCACCUCCAAUAUGGUUGAGAUUUUAUUAUCUUCACUAAUUAUCUCCAUCUACGGCCCUCCUCCUCCGCCUCUUUCUAAGUCCUAGAAUUGUUAUCAGAAAAUCACUGCACAACAGACGCUUAGCUCCCAAGCAGUUGCGCUCAUCUAAUUAUAAAACACUAGGUAAAUGUUGAGCAGAUGCCCUCCACCACUACCCCCACCCUCCCCCUCUGUGCCUUCCAAUAGAGAGCCAUUUGGUCGGAUUCUAGUGUUACAUUGGCUCCACAUGGAGUGGGGAUCCUUGCCAAGUGGCUGUCGUGGUAUAAAUGAACUAAUAGCUCGCCAACUUUACACAAAACGUCCAGCAGAUUAGAACAAAAGAAGAACUUCCUCUUCAGCGAAAGUGGUCUGCUACUCCCUGCUGAGGUGCUCGACUCCUCAGCCUCCCUCAGCUUCUGGUGUCUAGUGAAGGAGUGUGCUGCUUCUGUAGAGAAGAGGCAUGUGUGGGAUGGUGUCAGAGGAGGCUGCAAAAUCUCCUAAUGACGAAUAGCUUCAGUGUCCUUGUGCCUUUCACUUGGCAGGGCCAUGAAACAAUUAGGCAUCUGUUAGUGGUGGAUGAAAUAUAAGGUAAAUAAACAGCAAGGGAAGACAGGGAGAAAAAAAUUAGGCUUUACUAGAAAGUAGAGCAGCCAGGAAGCUUCAGAAAGCAAACUUAUUGGCUCCCUGUGCAUCAUAUGGCUUUGUUCUGUUGUACUGUACUCUGCUGCACAUGCUGUCCUUGAAUUUCUACUAUCCUGUUUAAUCCCCGUAGAUCUUUCCCUGCAAUUGCUUUGCCCCGCUCCUUCAAUAUGAUUAAAUAUCCUCAUACAUUUCCACAUCCUUUUCGUGUUUUCGAUCUGAUUCCACUUCCCGUCUAUUCUUAAAAUAUUUAAAUGAGCUGGUUGGUUUUGGGAUGUUAUAUGCACAUCAAGCUAGGCAAAGCAGCAAGAAAAAGGAGAAAGGCACAUAAACACUUAGCAGAAAUCUUAUAUAUUUGGUAAUCAUAUCAUCACAAUGCAAUAGCCCCUUUUUAUCAAAAACACCCGCCCUGUUGCAGGUGAAGUAGCAUUUUUGCACAUUACUUGGUAAAAAUGUUAAAUUGUGAUGAGCAUCGGAAAAAAAAGGCCAAAGUUAAGUCCGCAAAGUUCCUACCAAAGCAUGUAGAGGAUUGCACACAGGGAAUAAUGACAAAGCCUGUGGAUAUGGCAGCAUGUUUCAUCACACUGAGUUAACUUCUUGCGGCAGAAAACUUGGGUUGAUUUAUCAGACUUCAAGGUAGACAUCAUGCUGUCUCUUUCUCCUCUCCUCCUCCUGUUUUCACAUCCUGCUCCUGGCUUCAUUACCCCUCAUACACACACUCUGUGCUGGGGAGGCAGAGCAGCUGUCAUCUCUGUCUGGCAGGAGUUUCCCUCCUGUCCGCCUCAGACACAAGUGACCUGUUCCUGUCUGCAAACCUGGACAGACAACAGCCCUCGCUGCAGCUUGUACGCUCCAGGUGUGGGUUCUGGGUAUAAGCUUCAUUGGGAUCUGGAAGCAUUGCUGUGAUUGCACUUAAUAGAUGAUUAAAUUUUAAUCUUGGCCUCACAGUGCCGUGGAUAAAAGCCUUAUAAAACAAUACUGAAUUUGUGCACAGGUAGGAUUAACUUGAGGAGUAAUCACAUGCCUGUGCACACGAAGCAUCCAUUACACAGUCGGACUAUAAAUCUGCUUUGGAAUUAACCAGUGAGUGGAGGCUGAUUGCUGUAGCGGUCCCCUCUCACUCUCAGGAAUGAGAAUAAACGAGCGGACGCUGGCAUGAACAAUCCUUUAUUACACCCAUUAGCCAAAGGAGCCACCGCCUUAUGAAACAGGGGACACCAAACAUGCAGCCCUGUCGUCACAUUCAUGGCCUACUUAUGGUUCCCAUGACAGUGUGAAACCCCCCCUCCUCUACUCCUAUCAUUGCCACUGCCACACAUGCAUACUAUUACCACAUUACCCGGCCCCAAUCGCACAUCCGUUUGCACAUUCGGUGGAUGCUGAACAGUCGGCUGUGCUACUCCCUGUAAUGUCAAAAUAUUUCUGAAGCGCCAGCUAAUAAGUGCGGCUCUGGAGAGCCUCCACGAGCUCAAUAUGUUCAUCAACACAUUUUUUUUUUUUCAGUUUUGGAGAAACUUCAAGAGGCGGCAGAAUCAUUAAUCAGGAAGUUUGCUUCAUGUUGCCUGUAAAUCAUUGCACGUAUUCCUGGAUGAACAACACCAGCCAGGUGCUGUUAAUCAAGAUGGGUUUGUUUGUUUUUUGCAUACAUUAAAAGUGCCAGGUGGACUAUUUUUCAUUAAUGUAUUCUCCAUCAAGAGCAGGGUAAUGUUACAGCUCAUUUAGUGUGCAAGGCUUCAGGUCAUAUAAACAUGUUUUGACAGGUGUUUCAUUACAUACUGAAUGGACUGGCUGACAUUGUUGUGGUUUGUAUUAGAGGUUACUUGUCCCUGCUGUUCGGACAGAGAUUUUUUCAUAUGAAGCAUUCGCCUGUGUGAAUGUUACACAAGUACAGCAGUUGGCCUGGAGUGCUCUCUGUUAACAGAUCACAAUACUCAGACAUGUGUUGUUGACAUUUACAUCUCCAUUCAAAACACUCUCCAACUGCACUCUACUGUGAUACGCCACCUGUCAUUUGUGCUUGUUUACAUCCAGAUAGUGGAGCAUUAUGACAGUUGCCAUCAACCAGAGAUUCAUCCCUGACUAGUGACUGAUUAUUGCAACACUGCAACGAGGGCUGCAAUGAUUAGUGGACAUUGUCGACAAUGAAUUCCAUUGUCGACUGUUGUCACCAGAUAUGUUUUUUCCAGUGCAGUGAGGCAUCUUACUACAUUAUGGUCUCUGCCUAGAGUCGCACAAACACAAUAGUGUCUCCACUGAGCAGUAGGGUAUUCAAACAUGAUAGCGCUGGCCAUCUUCACUUCAGCCUGGAUAAGGCGAAAAUUGUAAAAUUCAAGCAAAAAUUCAAAAUUAUUUGAUUAGUCGACGAAUCGUUACAAUAGUUGGUGACUAGUGGACUAUUAAAAUAGUUGUUAAUUGCGACCCUUUACUGCAACAUACUGUAUAACUGGCAUUUUGGGCCAACAAUAAUACAACUUCUAAUCAUUCAUUCAUUCAUUCAUUCACUCAUUCAUUCAAAAAAAGGCAAGUGACUCUGAUUGGCUGGUUAGAAAAGGAAUAAGAGUGGUCUUUUUGGUAGCUGAAUGCGAACAACAGUCAUAUGGACUGAUAUACCGUUGAUUGUGUUUAUGUUUAUUAUUUCAUGGAGCUUUGGUGACCAAUUGUUGACUUCAGAGGUUGAGCAAUCUUAUGGUGUAUGUUUACUUAAAAUUCAAUCUACCUGCUUUUGCUCUCCAUACAGAUUACUUUACAUCUAGGUCUGCUGAUACUUCUUUGACCAACACUACUGGACAGGAAACUCUGAAAUACUGAAAAGUGUCUUGAAAUGUAACGCUUUGUAAUCUAUGAAGACGGAAACAGCCAGGUUCCUGUGAGUGGGUCAAGGUUUCCUGUAGUUUUUUUCAAACACAGUUACAGUAUUCUUCAUCAGGUAGACAGUAGCUUUUGUAUCCAUCAUUUCUGCCUCCACUCUUUCAACACUGUAAUCAGGACACAGUUGGAAACCGUGGAUUACAUCCAAUUUCCUCUCACAUCCCUUUGUUUAUUGACCUGGGGGCCUAACAAGAAGUAAGACUCAAGAGGGUUGAGAGAAAAACCACAGGCAUUGACUUUUCAAACCUCUCUGCCACUCUCUCCGUGCCACGGAGAACUUGCAGGGGAGCGGUGAAGUGGAUUGAUUAUACUUGUGAUCACUCUUCUGAGAUAAUGUCCUUCUUUUUAAUCAUGCAUUGUGCCUCUGCUCUUUACAAGGAUAAGAUUAUCAUCAGCAACUUCAUCACUGUCUCAUUGUAAAUGCCGUCCUAAUUGGACAGCUCUGCUUUCAGUUGGAGGGUUUGAUCUUAUUUACCGUUGUGUGUCCUUCAACUGACACAGGAUCAGUUGUGGGAUUUUCAGAUGUCUGUUUUUUUUUGUUCAUGAACAUCAAUGAAGGAUUUUUGCAGCUAUAAUGAAGAGUAUUCGUUACGUUGUGAUGGUAAUGACUACAAAACUCCCUGUACUUCUAAAACAUCCUUUUAUAAAAUCAUAGCGUUUGCAGUAUUUGCUGCAUGUUAGUUGAUCCCCGUGGUGUUGAGCUUCGCAAAAUGCUCUGAAGUCAAUAACCCUGUAUUUAUUCAUCGUGCACCAGAGAGGUCUUAUAAUCCUGCAACACCAUAAACCAGGCGUUUUAUCAAAAACACUAGGCAUUUACCUGCCAGGCAACUCCCACCUUUUUUAUUUCCCAGGGACAUUUCCUGUGUUUGAAUUAAGAUUUAAAGAUGAGUUAGGUGCACAAAAAGCCUGAAAGUGAUUUAUGAUUUAAGCCCUCACAGCCACAGGCAAUCAUCAGUAAUCCUGUCCUUUUGUUCCCUUUGACAUUGGCAGAAUUGACCGAACCUGUUCGCUACUGCUCUAUGAGGCGCUCUUGAUUUCAGUGGUUGGUCCUCUUGUCAAGUCCAUUGUGGUGGUUGACAUUUGUGAUGGGUCACUAAUUACUUUAUUUGCCUCUUAGGGAAAGUGUUAAAAACAGUGGCCUCAGGCUAAAGGUACCCUCAGUAACACACUAUACGUGCAAAAGUGAUUGUUUUUUGCCCUGACUGUUUUCCCUCUGUAGCAGGUAGACUUAAAUUGACGUGUUCUUUUCUUCUGCCAUCUUUCCCCCCCUCUCUCUCUAUUUCUCUCUCUCUCUCUCUUUCUUUUCUGUGAAACCCCACUGUCACUGGCUCCCCAUUAAUGGCUAACAGGCAGAUCAGUAGCCAGCCGCAGGGGUCCAGACUGACCUUUUAAACCCUCCUGGUUUAUUGUUUGCACUGUCAAAGCUCCACGUGCCACCGUCUGACCUCCACUCUCAUUCCAAAAGCAGCGACCGUACGACAGCCUCGCAGGCAAAGAGCCGGUAAGAGAUGAGAGAAGACGGGGAAGUCAGACGAGGCGCCUUUGUUGUGAUCACGAGUGCGCCUGCAUUAUGUAAAUAGUGCUUAUCCAGUGCUAAUUGCCUCUGCCGCCAGGACGAGCAUAUUAAACAUGAAAGAAACAAUUUAGGGCUUUCAUAGUCUCCUCAGACCACCCAGAAGAAGACCAGUCGUGGCAUUUGAAGGUACCACAUGAACAAUCUGCUACUGGUAUCUCUUUGUCUGCUUUUUAAAAGCCAAGGGAAAUAGCAGAUAAUGAAGGAUAGAUGGGUUCAUCACAACUCAGAUCUUAUUUUUCUUUCUUUAUGUCAGCUGUCGUCGGAAAAAGGAGACAACUCAGCAAGUUUUUGACAAGAUCUGUAAAUUUAAGAAGUCUGAUCCGAGUAAAAGUCAGCUACAAUAUGGUUUGAAUAGAGAUCCAACUCUGGGUCUGCGAUAGGGCUGGGCGAUAUGACCUCAAAUCAAUAUCACGAUAUAUUGAGAAGUUCACCUCAAUAACGAUAACUGGACGAUAACUACUCCACAAGCUGCUCACCCCCUCCCACAUCAACUUCAGUAAAUUUUCAAUUUAUCGCCCAGCCCUAUAUUGGCGUACCAGUAAAAGCAAAAAUCUUAAAACAACCAGAUAAAUUAUGAAAGAGGUAAACAGCAAGAAUUUCAAAAUAAAAGCGUACAUGAGCGAUGAUGACGUAGAUCAAUGUUUAGACUUUCAAUUGAUUUGAUUGGUUCCUUCUUCUGUCUACAAGUAUGAUGGGGAUGUUGCUACAAGAUGAGAAAAACAACAAUUUGUGUUUUCUGGUGCAUUAUUUAUAACCAAGAAAGUGGUGGCAUGGGAAUUCCCACCAUUAAUGCAAGUAAAUCCUGAGAUACUUGGCCCUGUUAUUUAAAGUGAUGUGCAGUAUAUUCUGUACGCACGUCUUGUAUUAGUUAUACAUUUUUUUGUUUUUUUCAACAAAAUCAACAAACGAAAUUCCCUGGAGAAAUAAAAGAGCAAAACAUCUGAGGUCUAUGGCUAUGACAGAAUUGUCCAAUUUUACAUUCAGACAAAAGGAAAUUGCUGCAUCGCCUUCCUGCCUUUUUGCAUGCACUCUGCCUGAGUGCUCCAUAAACAUGAGCGGGGUCUAUUUGUCUAUUUCCACAUGAAUGGCAGGAAAAAAAGGUGUUUUUUAUGCCGCUAACUAUGAAAACAAUGCACCGUGCUUCUCCUAAAAAAUACUCUCUCUGCACUGCGAGUACGAGAAGUGAGGUUGGAUAUUGUCACUUGAUUUUUAGAGGGAAUGGCUUUGACAUUACUCUGGUCAGAUUCUUCUUUUUGACCGGGAUGACUUUCAAAGCUUGAGCGCAGAAGUGUUGUCCUCAAGAAGACAAUCAGGCAGACAGGGUGACAAACAAAGAGACAGAAAGAAAGAGGUGCAGCAGUUGCCCUGUUGUACAUUUGGUUGUACUAAGUACCUUUUUAGUGUAGAAAAUAGUCCGACUAUGCGUCUUUACUCGCUGUACCUCCUGUCUGCCUCACACUCAGCACAUUCGGAGGUGUUCCAUGACAGUACCUGCUGGAAUUUCUUCCGUCAGCAUAUGGAUAGCGCCAUUACUCCUUACAUCUUUUCACGCCAGCCAGGCCUUUUUGCUGAUCUGAGCAGCACAUAACACCAUCUUACCCCCCUCCUCCCCAUCCUCAGCACCCUCCCCAAACCAAUUACCAGUUAUCACCAAGAAGAAAGCUGUUCAUCCAUUAGUUAUUCAUCCACCCGAGUGCGGCUUUUACUCUAAUUCGAUUUUCUCACUCGAUUUUGCAUUAAAACUCACUCCAAGAUGGCAAGAUCUGAAAAGUUAAGCACAGAGAUUAACUCGGCUUCUCUCGAUCUUUUUAACAAAUACACCCUGCAUGUACCAUUAACCUUGAACAAGCUGAUUAAGUUAGCACUUCACUCCCUUCGUGAGUAUCAAAUCAUAUUCAAAAUCCGCUGCAGACUUUCAUAAUCCAGCCAAAUAGGAUAGCGCAAUUAUCACGCAUUCAGCAGUAAUCUUUAAGUGAUGAAGAUGGAAGGUCAUAUUGAUCCUGUUUCAUGGGAAAGUGAUCAUGAGCAGAAAAAGACAGAAGUGGAUAAUAUUACAAACAGCAUCAAACAAACAGAAAUAAAAAAAUGUGAACCGCUAGCCCACAAUGUUUCAUAUGCAGCAUCGUGGGACUGCUUAGUUUCCAGAUCUGUACGUUUCUCUCUGUUCUGUGAGUGUGAACAUCUGUGAGUUAACUUUAUUAAAAGGUUGAGAAGCAACAUUUCCUUAACAUAACAGUGACCAGCAAUUUGGAGUGUUGCUAAAGAACAUCAUAGAUCUCUCGUGAUCCAUUAUAUUACUCCUAGAAAAGCUAUUAUAUGAAGUUAUAAUUACUCUCAGGCAGGAGUUUUUAGCUAUCUAACUGGUAAUUACUUUCAUUACUCAGCACAAGCUUUUAAUAGGUUUGAAUCUUAAAGACUUUUAUCAAGUAGUUGCAAACUUUUUAGAUGUGUAUCCAGGGGCUGUCCACCAUUUGAAAACACUAGUUGUGAAGACCCAAACCUCUUUCAUACUCACACUAUCUGUAAAAUACCAAAAGUGCCUUAGUAAGCUGCAUGUCUCGAUGCAAACAGCAAAUUUUUUGACCCGACCUCACCGCAGAUUUUUCCCACAGGAUUAUAUGUGCUAUAAAUUUUAGGGGAGCAUAUUUUGGUUUUCUAAUAAUACAUGGUUAUUAGGGCUGGGCGAUAUGGCCUCAAAUCAAUAUCAUGAUAUAUUGAGCAGUUUGCCUCGAUAACGAUGAAUGAACCGUCCUCCAUCUCCUCACCUGUCUUUCCCUCUUGUUUACAGACUGGAUGACGUAGGACAGCAUCUUAAAGGGACAUGAGACCAUAGCCUACCUACACACAUCCAAAACCAACUUUUAUUUAUUUAUUAUUUUGACACUGAAUAUACAGAUAUGGACAAAUUGACGUUGGUUAUUGUCGUAAAUUUCGGUAUUGGUUAAUUUUCGGUUUAUCUGCCAGCCCUAAUGGUUAUUAAAACUUUCAGGAGAAGUUCACAGAAGCCCGUCAUUUGUGAUAGGUGCACAUGUAAAGGGAUUACAAUCCACGCACAGGUAUUUCUGAGUGGCUUUUGAACCUAUUGACCAGGCUCCUGGGGGGCUCACAGCAGCCAGUGGGUGUUUGAUCCUCACAUGGGCCCUUACAUUUUCACACAGCCAUGGACUCACUACCCCACUUUAAAUCCAAACUCAAAACACACCUAUUCCAAAUUGCAUAUUCACUUUAACUGUCCACUUUCACACUUGUAUGUUGUUUUUAUUUAUUUUAAUUAUGUUUCUAAUUGUGUUUUUAUGCCCUGUACAGUGUCCUUGAGUGUUCAGAAAGGCGCUUUUAAAUAAAAUGUAUUAUUAUUAUUAUUAUUAACAUGAUUUCAGUGUCCUAUUCUCCACUUAUAAACUCUGAGGAGUACCAGCAGCUAAUACUAGCACUACAGCUAAACACACACACACAAUAUGUCAGCUAGAUGGAUUUAGAGUAGAAGUCCUGUGCCAAGCCCAGAUGUGGAACAUGGGUAGAACGAUAUUCGAUUGAGUUUCCUUCACCUGUCCUCUGCUAUUCAACACUCCCGACAUUGGAUGUUGGGAAAGUUCAUGUUCAGAUCCCUUCCCUCUGUGUCCUUGUAAAAUAGUUGUCCUUGCACUUGAGCGACUACGACACAAGAUUGGACAAUAAACAUAUGUAUAAAAAAAAAUUGAGAUCUAUGAAUUUUAGAGCAGAUUGAAAGAGCUGAUGCACUCUGAAUGAGUUGCACAAUAAAGGGAGUACUCAACACAAGAUUGGUGCUCAGAGAAGAAAAUUGGCAGAAUUCAUCAAAUGUUCUCGGGGCAUAAAACCUCCACCGCAGUGUGUAGGGCCUUUAAUGUGAAAAAUAACCCAGGGGCCUUGUGGAGUGUGUUUUAUGUGGUUAGAGGGUUAAAGGAGGCCUGUACACUGGUUCAUGUAGAGAUGUUGAGGGGGUUGUCAGAUUUCCCUAGUGGCUCUCUCUCUCUCUUUCUCCCUCUUACUCUCUCUCUCUUUCUCUCUCUCUCUCACUCUCGGUUUCAUGUCAUUGGAGCGUUGCUUUAGUCACUAAGACAGUAGCGCCGACUGUCUGAGAGUGAUUUAUGCAGUCAUAAGGCCUGUACUGUAGCGGACCCUGGCCCGUAUUUUAUUCUGACACUUAUUAUUGAAAUGAGACAUUUGGGUGUAAAGAGGAGCCGAGCUGUCUUCUCACUGAGCGAGGGCGAGGUGGCAGUCAUGCUCACAUCAAAACUCAGUCUUCCAGCACCGGGGAUCACCUCAGGGACUAUUUAAUUCCACUUCUCUUCUGAACGUUCCCGUUCUCACUUGUACACAGUUUUUUUUAUUUAUGAAAAUGCAAAUUGAGUUUUAUAUGUUGAAAGAUGGAAUUGCAACAUGUUGAUGUUGUUGUGUUUGUUGGGGCUGCAAUUCACAGCGGCAAGCCGUUAAGGUGCUCUGAGCCAGAAAAGAGGAAGAGUGCAGCAGCAGUCAGUGAGCUGCACUCCCGCCUCACUGUCUUCUUCUGCUCUAUUUUUACACAGGUUCAGUUGAUAAAUAAACUGCAGUGAUAGUACAAGGACUUGUUUUUGCCAUUCAGGGUCCCAGAGGUAUAAAGCCAAGUUGAGUUUCCGGACAUUUCUGAAGCUUGCAUGGGCUUACAUCACUAAUAAAAAAGAUCCUGGGGAAAGAUACUGUUGGAUUUUUGCGGAUCUCAUUUUUAAAUCUCAUUUUGGCUAGUAGGUGUAGUGUAAUGAGGCCCAGGUUCAUUAUAGGCCAUCAUCACCCCUGAAGUAGUGGCUGCUGAUGGGUUUUCACAAUGACAGUCCUGGAAAUGCACAACUAAAUAAGUAAGAUUGUUGUUUUGCUCCUUCUUUCAUCACCUGUACUUCGCAAGAAAUGGAAAUAGCUAUUUUUUCAACUUUUCAAGCUUUUAUCUGCCAAUACUGAUGACACAGGGCGUCUCAAAAAAGAAGCAUUGAACAGAUUUGAUUUGAAGGAAAUGCUGUUGGCAUAAAUAUAGAGGUUAUCUGAAACCUCUGUGGAGUGUUUUUGACUAACGCCCUUAAUUCAAGAUCCAGGGAUCCCUAGCUAAGUACUUUUUUCACUUUCUUUUUCCUUUUUCCUUCCCUUUCUACUGUUUCACACUGAGAAGGACCCAAAAGUUGCCUAAAAGACCACAACUUCUAAGAGACUCUGAUUCAGGGAGAGAGAUUUAGGAAAGAAGAAGUUGAAACUUUUAAAGAGCUUUUGCUUCGUUGUGGAGGUUUUGUUGAGGAUCCUGUUGUGGCUCAACGGCAAAUAAAACUCUCAAUCAGUUUUUGGCAGUUUGACCCCUGCGCCCACAGCCCACAUGUUGAAGUGUCCUGUUGUAAUGUGUGAAUGUGUGUUGAUGGGUAAUUUACAUAGCAUCAUGGCCCAUCAUUGCAUCAAUGGGGUAGGUGCUUAAAAGGGUUAACUUUAUAGUCAGAUUGUAUGGACUUUGUUUUGAAACAAGGUAACUGGUUUUACAAAUAUUACUGUAAAUAAACUGUUAUAAGACCAAAACCAAAAUACUCCAAUGAACAUUUUCUAUCUUGUUUAAUCUUCACAAAAAUGGAAGAGACAACCAAGUUCUGGUUUAGUUUGUUCAAGAGACUUAAAGUUCAGAGAAACUUUGCAACAAGAGUUUAGGAUGAAGAGAACUACUACUGUCCCCCUUCCUUGUCAUAACUUUGUUUUCCCAUGGUACCUGAGAAGACUUUUCCAUGUUUUGUCAAGUUUCAUCCCCAGCAGAUUGGCGUCCCCCCAUUUUCAAAGCAUAUGAGCAACUAGUUUCAGUUUAAUUAGUGCUCUGUUGCAGGACAUCCUUUUGUAAACUGCCCUCUGCGGUAUCUCAGCCUCCUCCAACUCUUUAUCUGGUGCUUAAACACACAUGAUUGGACCCUAAAGCAGAGGGUCAUGUUUCCUGUUCCCAAAAGAUGAAGAGACAGAACAGGUUUGUAAUCAACAGCUGUAAGCUCUGCACUCCUGAGGCUGGAUGACCUACAUGUUACUCUCCCUCCAUCUGCCUGCAUACACUUAAAACCCUACAGGCUGCCACUCAAACCUGCAGGUGACGGCACACAGGAGAUAGAGAUGGUGUUUCUGAGGCCUGCUGCCUGUACAGAUGUUAAGCACAACAUGCAAGGGUAAAUGCCCAGGUUAAAUAUGAGCCUCUGAAAGCCUUGUUUACCAGGUCUGUGUCGCCAAAGUAGAAAGGUUGACCUUGCUUUAUUCACUUCAGCAUAUUUACAGUCCGACUAGGAUACAAGUCAAGACAGACCUUGGCUCUUUGUUCACAGCAUAAACUAUAAAAUUGAAAACAAAAACAAUUCAUUAGGAUUCAAAGUGCUACAUUCAUGCCAUAAAGCAAUAUAUGCGGUUAAUUUGAAAGCAUAAAAAAGCUAAUGGACUAUUAGAGUCGACUGCCAGAGGCUGCCUUCUCUCCCCGCUCAAGAAGUACAUCAAUCAAUCCUAUCAGUAAACCCCUGCAAGCUGCUGGCUGUGUCUGCGCCUCCUGCCAUUGAAAAAGGCCCUCAGCACGAGCAGUGUCAGAUGUGGCUAAAGUCGACAUCUUAACAGAUAAAGCGGCCUCUCUUUUAUACCGCUGACACAAUUUUCUGCCCCUUGGUCUUUGGAGAUACUGAUGGGCGGCAGCAGUCAAUGAGACAAAAACUCUGACAGAAGAGACGCCUGAGGAGUUCGGCUGAGCUGCUACGUGUUUGGUUUGUGUUUGCCGUCCUGGUACCUGGAGGAAUGACGAUAACAUAGGACACAGAUGAGAGGAUCUUCAGUUCUGAGAUUUGCUAAAGGCGGGAAAAAAAACAAGAUGUUUGGUGAAGUUUUCAAGUUUGUUUGCUCGUGAAAGCUCCAGACAGCUCAAAGUAGUGUGAUAUUUACUGAAGCGGAGAUUUAAUGCACUCAACUGCGCCACAAAAACAACAUUUUUGAAUGUCUUUGUCAAUACGGGACUCACCCACAAAGAAAAUGCAAGAAAAGAAAGGGAGGUUUCAUCCUUUGCUACACUCCACUAAGCUGCUUUUGUUUUGGGAAGGCUGUUGGUUGUCUGGGGAGGCUUUGAACAAAAACACAUUUCACUUCUGGCUACAGCUGCUGCAGAUCCAUGUGCAAACAGCCGGCAGAUGCGUCCUGGUCCAGUUACUCCAUCCCAGCGCAUAUUUUGUUCCAACUUCACAUUUACCUGAUCAUCUUCUGGCCCAGUUAUACAGCCAAUGAUCCCUCAUGAAAACUCCCCAUUGCUUUGUUCCAGAUCAGUAAGAUAAUUCAUGUUGACUCUGUGCGUAUGGAGAGCUUCUCAGAAGCUGCUCUGAACCUGGUAAACACUCCUGCUGCUGCUGCUGCUAAAUAAUUUGUUACAAACAGAUUUUGUUUACCAGCGUGUGCUGAUGAAUGAAUAUGUAUCUGCAUACUUUGUGUACUUCUUGUGAAACAACACCAAAAUAUUUGUCAUGAACCGACCGUACCGACCGAGUGUAGGCAUGAGGUGUAGGGAAUAAACUGUGUUUGAUUUUGUAAAGGACAAACGCACCUUGGGAAUAAAGCUGAUUGCAAAAAUAACUCAUUAAAAUUUGACAGUUUUGGUCGCCUUCAGCAUCUCAAAGCAUUCUAGCUACAAAUGCAGACAGUAAAGAUGCUCAGUAUGAACUACUCUGGCAGACUAGUACAUAUAAUAAUAAUGAUAAUAAUACGUUUAUUUCUAUAGCACUUUUAAAAACAGAAGUUUACAAAGUGCUUUGACAUGUAGUCAUAGAGCACAUGGAAAAAGAUAAAAACAAAAAGCUCAGUUAAAACGGAAUUGAAGGACAUUUUCAUGUCAGAAGGAACCCACACAAUACAAGAACCAUGCAACAUAUAAUGAGACCAUGAGGACCAAAAUAAAAUAAAAAACAGUAAGAAAAAAGGAAAAUGCAAUUAAAAGGGGGGACGAAAGCGGAAACAGGAUAGUAUAUAAAAGGCAAUUUCAACAAUGAUAAUAAAAUAAUGACAGGUAAUACUGAUAAUAAUAGUAAUGAUAAAAUAGAGCAACAGAAAUGAGCAAGAGAUACAACAAUAAAAGGCCUAAAGGGUACAAGUUUAACAAAAGCUAAAAAGACAGUAAAGCCUAAAUAAGAUAGAGGUGAAAGAGAUAAGAGACGACAGAUAAAAGAUAAAGAUAAAAGAUUAAAGACGCCAUCACAUAAAAGCAAGUCUGUAAAAGUGAGUUUUUAAAUAUGACUGAAAAGAAGCGACUGUCUCUGCAUGCCGUGCCUCUUCUGGCAGGUCGUUCCAAAGUCGAGGAGCUCUGAUGGAGAAAGAUCUAUCACCUUUAGUUCUGAGUCUCGACUUUGGAACAACCAGGAGGCCUUCGCCAGAGGAUCUGAGGCUGCGAGUUGGCUCAUAUGAUAUUAAAAGCUGUGAAAUGUAGCUUGGAGCAAGUCCUUUGAGUGCUUUAAAAGUAAUCAAUAAAAUCUUAAAAUCAGUUUUAAAACUGACAGGAAGCCAGUGAAGGGAGGCUAAAAUUGGAGUGAUGUGAUGCCAUCUACCAAAACCAGUUAAAAGCAUGUCUGUUAUCUACAGACAAUGGAGAUAAUCUGUUGUUAUCCGAUGAAACGACUGAUGAUAGCUGCUGUUAUUCCAACACAGUAGGUGGUGGUAAGCUGUCCAACAUUAAGCACAGAGAACUGAAAUUUCAAAAGACAGAAUGUGGAAAACAUGUUGAUAAUUCCUCGAUAUGAAUAAUUAUUGGGUAUCAAUAUUGCAAAAAAAAAUAAAAGAAGAAUCCAUAUCAUCCAUCUCUAAUCACAGGACAUCUGGAAGACUGCACCGACGGGAAAUCUUCUCCUCUAAAUAUCUGGGAAGCUGCAACCGGGCUUAUAGAGACCCUUCCCAUCUGUCAUAUAGAACUACAGAUCCCAGGAACUAACACCACUCGGCAGUGUGUUAGGCUGGAUAUACAUCAGCCAAGGAUGGCAAAGUCCCUCAUGCAGGAGUUAAAGCUACUUAAUAUUCCUAUGUUGAUUGGAAGAUUAAUUGUUCCAUCUGGCUCUCAUGAAAACCAGUGAGAAGGAGAAAAACAAAACCCUCCUCUUUUUCCUAAUUUCUUUCCUCUUGUUUCUUUACAGUCAUGGCGUAAGGGCUAGCAGGCAGUGAGGCUCCUAAAAGAAGGAGCCUGGGCUGGACAAGUGCUACCAGAGGGAGAGCUGGGAAAUUUGAUCAUUUUUCUCUGGGACUGUCAUACGCCAUAGGCUGCCUCAUUUGUCUACUCCAAAUCCUUUGUUUCCAGCAGGCUCCCUGUUCCAGGAUUAGCCUGCGGAGCGAAACACAAGCAGGAAAACACCACAGAGAGGGAGAGAGAAAGAGCGAGAGAGAGAGAGAAAGAGAGACAAUCAAAGGAAAUUUAAAAGCUAAUUAUUAUAGUGCUCCAUGUUUCUUUAAUACAGUACUUAACUCUAAUGUACGGGCCGCUGUAUGUAAUACCUGCUGACUGGGCAAAAAAGCAGAAUGAAAGCAGGUCCGUGAGGCGUGUGCGGGGAAGGAGGGAUGAGGAAAAGCUGCACGACAGCACGUUUAUUUUUCCCCCAAAUUGCCCCGCAGUUCCACAGGAGCGUUGUUGACCCAGUUUAUCUCCCGCUCAGGUGAUUAAUGCAGCAGCGCUACAAACAAAGGUCACAUCAAGAGGCAGGGGAGUGGGCCAGGGUACAACAAGAGCUAAGGGAGUUAUAUACGGCUAUGGCUAAGGCUGAGAAAAUAAGGUGGUUUUUGUUUUGUUGGGCAUCACUCAGUCUCCAGAGAGGGAGACACACAGUGAGAAGUGAAAACAAUAAAGCAGACACAAACACAAACUCACAUGGGAAUGAAGCAGAAUCCACAGAAUCAUUAUUAUUAAACUGCUCUCAUACACUUUUUAAUGUUUUUUAUGUGCUAGUAAUGAUGUUAGCCACGUGGAGUGUGUUAAAUUGAACGAAUAAAUUAAAGGGGCUCCCCUGAUUGUAUAAGUCGUCUAGAGAGACCCUUUAAAGUAAGAAUGACCCUGGUGAUGUCAUCAGGGGUGUCAAAGUGGUAUUUAAAAUGCAUUAUAGGCGGUGUAGCACCCAACAUUUUAAAGCCUCUCUACCUCUACUUUGUGUUUGUCUUGGAUGCAGCAUAUUGGGAGACCCCCAUGAUAACAGAGGUGCAGUAAAAAUUGCUCAGGGAGUAAGGACACAAGUGGAAAGCACAUGGACCCAAACCUCCUCCUCGCAGCAGCUGUGGCAAACACAGCCAACCUUUGUAAUCUGGACUGAAAGUCAAAUACAGUAAUCCAUUGUUGAAAUCCAUGUUCAAAUCAGCUGGUAGGGCUGGGCGAUAUGGGAAAAGUUAAUCACAAUAUAUUUUUUUCAUAUCAGUUGAUAUCGAUAUCAUGAUUUGAAAAAUGAAAUUUUACAGGUUUAUAGGUAGCAUGUCUUUUGCAAUACAAUAAGCUACUGCAUCUGUGAGGUCUUUGUGUCUCUUUGAUGUUUUGUCGAAGGGUGUUUCGGCUGCACAGGCACCAUGGGCUCCUUGCUCCGCUCGGGGUUUAUAACCUUUUGCAUUGCGCAUGCUCUGCCGCGUGGCACUGCUUCAGGUGGUGAAAAAGAUUUGAGGUAUUCCCCGACUUUGUACUCGACAUAAUUUGCAGUGCACAUUAUUCGGCUUCAUGUCUGACCUCAAAAAACCAAAAUACCUCCACACCACCGAGGUUUUGUUGCCAGUGUUGUCGACAAUGUCGUCAUCUGUUGAACCUUUAUCUGCAUUUCUGCUGUGGGUAGCACUCAUCUUCUUUUUUUUUUUACCGACAGUGCUGUUCGCGUCCCGUGUUUAAGUGCUAUGGUUGCGUGUAGCUGCAGCCUGCUACUAUGCUGUUGUUUGCUACUUGGUGCUAAUUUAACACAUGAUUGGUCCGGUGCGAAGCAGACCUGGAGCAACUCCUCUUUUCAUUGGCUAUUCGUAUAGUCUACCAAAACAUGACAGAAUGUUGACUAUCGAAAAGCAUAUUGAUCAUGUUUUAUUUUGAUAUUUAGGGAAAUUAAUUUUCGAUUUAUAUCAUUUUCAUUUUAUCGCUCAGCCCAAUCAGCGCGAUAAUGUUGGUUAACCCUCUCAACUAUAGGUAAUAUAGUUAUUUAUGUUAAGUUAUGUAAUCAAUCUGUCAUAUCAGACAUUUCACAUCUCAUCUUUUAAAUUAUUUCCAGGUCACGGGAUACUGAAGCUGAGAACCACAUAGUGUACUUUUAUUGCCACAUAUUAAUCUGCUGAGUCGAAAGUAAUCUGCUCAGAGACACAAACUGUCUGGUGUUGUAUCUGUGAUGGGGAGUCACCCAGAAACGAAACAUGUAUCUAGACAUAUUUAUUAGGAAAAAUAAAACAUUCAUGCUGAGCCUGACUUUUCAAAAGAUUUGUGCUGUCAGGUUCUAUUGAUCCUCGGCUCCGGCUGAAAACACUUUGAAUCAUUUCUCAAAGUGUAGAAGGCGUCACAUUCAGAAAAAAAUGUGUAAGAGAAAAGGCACAAGUGAGAAAUCAAUGCUUUAAAUUCCAGGGUCGGGAAGAUAAACUCUCGGUAGGAGCGCUCCGUUGGCCUCUGCAUCUUUUAUGCUCAUUUAAGGGCACACAUACACAGCGCCACUGCUUCUUGAAACUGUUGAGUGCUUGUAAAUUUUGGUCAUUUUAUUACGCUCUGAUGUGUUUUUAUUUCCAUCACCGUGUUGCAUUUCAAAACCAGUUUGUGAUCUGGGCUCUGAAACACUGCUGCUGUUUAGUUUCCCAGGCUUUUAUGUGUUCCCCCACAGCUGACACUUGUGAAUAUAUGUUGGCUUUUUCUUCUCUGGUUAUCAUUUAAGCUAAUUUGAGUCUGCUGUGCGGGCAGAAUGCUCCACUCCAAAACCAUAUUUAAAUGCAAUUGCAAAUGUAAUUAUGGAGUGUCUACCUUAAUUCCUCUCAGCGGUUAUCUAAAUUAUAAUCUCUGGUUUCAGCGUUUAUACCAAAGCACAUUCUCUGAGGUAUGGUUUCUCUUCCAAAGAAAUUACUGAUGUUAAAUGAAGCAAUGAUUUUCUUUAUACGUGCCAGCUGUAGUGCAAAUGGUUUUCAAUCUGCCAGAAAAUCCAGUCCAUUUCGUGGAGAUGAGUUUGAAGAUGGACUGAGUGAACAGAGAGGCCAUUUGGGCUUUGAUCUAACAUUCACGUAAUGUUGCAUCAAACGGUGCUUUUGUGCCAGUGUGUAUGUCCUUUCCAAUGUUGAAUUCAUGAAGAUUUCUUUUUAUGUCGAGAAGAUAUUCAGGGAAAAAUUUACAUUUUUCUGUGAAUGCAUUGACCGUGAGAAUGGCCCGAAAGGGAACAGCGCUGCCUGUUACAUGAUCUGAUGUGCAAACCUUAAAUCCGUCAGACCGUGGAUUUCAUGGUUGUAACCAUCUAAUGCAAAAAAAAAAAAAAGCUUUAACAUGAUUACGGCUUUGCUGUCCUACACGAAGGACAGUGUAUAGUGUUUUCUUCAAUCUGGAUUUCUCUUUCACUCAGCUUUCACUGUGAUUUAGUCUCGUCUGCUAGUUUCUGUGCCUCUGUCUUCUUUCCUCUGCUGUUGACUCGCCCAUUAUUAACCACAAAUCUUGAUCUUUUAUCCCUUCAAACAAAUUUAGAGUAUAUAAAAAAAAAACCUCUUUGUUGUUUACUUAGUUUAUCAGACACCAACCUUUUUGCUAUACUGUCAACAGGAAGAGGUGAAAUUAGGGCUGGGCGAUAUGGCCUCAAAUCAAUAUCACGAUAUAUUAAGCAGUUCACCUCGAUAACGAUAAAUUGACACUAACUACUCCACAAGCUGCUCACCCCCUCCCACAUUAACUUCAUCUACUUCAGCCACCGCUCCAGCCACUCCAACUUUUGAACCAUCCUCCAUCUCCUCGCCUGUCUUUCCCUCUGGAUGGAGUGGAGUCAUGUCUCUGAUGUAGGACAGGGUCUUAAAGGGACAAGAGAUUAUAGCCUACCUACACACACCCAAAACCAACACCAAAUAUACCGAUACGGGCAAAAUGACGUUGGUUAUCAUUGUAAAUUUCGGUAUCAGUAAUUUUGCGGUUUAUCACCCAGCCAUUGGUGAAAUCAUAAACUUCAAAAUCUGCUUGACUCCUUUGAGCAGAUUUAUUUAAUGUGGGAUAUAGCUGGCCUUGGCAUUCCUCUUGCUGUUUACAAUUGAUAACUGACGUGAAGAAAUCUUGAAUAAUCAACAAAGUCAGGUGAUUUGUUUAGAGAGCAAGGUGGUAAUUUUACACAAAGAUUCAUAUUCAAAAUGACUCCAAACUGAUAAAGCAUGAGGAGGUGAAGCAACAGUGAAGCAGUGAGGAUGCAGAGCACAGAGUUGUUGAACACACUCUGAAUAAGUACCAAAGAUUUAUCUGGUUGAAUCAUUUAGAAAGACAGAGGUCAUUGACCUGCAAAUCCACUUUCUGCUUGCUGGAGGCUCUGUUUUUUCAGAGUUUUAAAAACAUUCUUCGACACGAAACCUGAAAUUUAACUUAGUAUAAAGAGAGUCAGAGCAAGAAUGAAGGAAAUAUUCACGGCAUCUUGGGUUUUCUCUGAGCCUUUAGCCUGGUGUCACACUGACAGAGAGCUCUGCUUUGGCUCUGUAUACAGAGAUUUAGCCAAAGCACCAAGGUUAACUCUGUGUCAACAAUGGCUCAUCUGCCACCGACUGUUUCUAUAGCAACAGUCAACAAAAUAACGCACAAACUAUAAGGCACUGGGAGUUUCAUAAAGCAGAAAAAUAAACACAAGUUCUUUUUUCCCUUGUCUCUCUCUCUCUCUCAGGUGAAUGGGAAGGAGUUGUCCAAGUCCAGCCAUGAGGAGACCGUGGAGGCCUUUCGCCCUGCCAAGGACCCCGUCUUGGUGCAGGUCAUCAGGCGGACCCCGAGCGGCCGCCCCCAUGGCCCCCCUCAGGAAAUCCAUGUGGUGGAUGUGUGCACUCAGACUGAUAUCACCUUUGAACACAUCAUGGCGCUGGCAAAGCUCCGGCCUUCAACUCCUCCUGUGCCUGACGUCUGUCCCUUCCUGCUCUCUGACAGGUACGAACAACACGACACCUCAAGGUGCUUUUUUAACACCUCUAUAAAUAACCUCAGCGAGGCUCAUUUAGGUUGUUGAAAACACUUUUUUUAGGCCAGAUAAAUGCUAAUCAGGAUGAAUGUUGAUUAAAAAAGAAAAGGACAGUUCGAAUAAUGUCACUGAUAUAAUUUUCUCCAAUUUGUUCUGCUGUGACAAAGGAUUUCGGUUCAGUGCCACAAUGAGUUUGUUGUUGUUGUUGUGUCCUUGCUCUGACUUUGGCUGGGACUCAUAGUAAUUAAAAAGAGGGGAAAAAAAAGAAGUGAGAAAUGUUAUUGAGCUAUGAAGCAGAAAUAUCAGUGUUUGCAGGAUUAGCAUUACAAGUAUGCAAGGCGCCUGGGAAAUAAAAAAUGAAUUGUCUUACCAGCUGCACAGCGCUUUCUGACAAAUAUAGAUUUGUAUGAUGAAUGAGCUUCACAACGUCCUUCACGUCUCCUUUUCACAAACAGGACACUUGAAAUUAAAAAACAGAGGAAUAAAGACCGGGCUAAGUGGUCCUAAUUAACAUUAAUAGGGAAUAAAUGUUUGAAGUGUGUGCGGCAUUUCCAUGCUAAGUUUUUUUAAAUCAAUAAGUAGAUAAACACUUGAGUAGAAAAACAUUGAGAUUGAAUGUUGUAAGCAAUUAAAAUCUAUCAAACACUUAGUCAAGUGUGACAGCUUCAAGCCGUUUCGAAUACACGAUCAUCUGGAUGGAGUUAAGAUGUAGAAAUCGUCCUACAUGACUUGAACACAGCACUGACGGAAUCACAGAGUGGAGAGUUGUGAUUGGCUGGCUGUUGCAAAAAGAAAUGACCUUGAAUGCGGUCACUAUGAUCCCACAUAGAGCACUCUGUCUGUAACUCUGCUUCUGUAUGAUGGAGGACCUUAUUUCAGUUCCCUCUUAAAUUUACUCUUUUGAUUCAAUGACUGAUCCCAUGAGAUUUGUGUUGUAUUAACAUCAGAAGGUUAGUUUACUGUGUCUCUAAUGGAUCACUGAAUACUUGAGACUAGAUUUCUCUUUUUGUUGUGAAGCCGCUCUGUAACAGUUUGGGAAUGCGAUAAGAAAAGACACAAGAUAAUAACAAACUUGUUUUAUGUUUACCUUUAUGGCUAUAGCUGUCAAUUUGCAUGUGAAGGACAAAUUAAGGAUUUCAUUAGCUCGUGUUUUAUUUGCACAUUUUGGUUUGUAACUUACAAGUGAGUCAACGAGAAGUCAUGUCAUCCCAAUUUGACUACAACUUUUUGCAAAAUUGACCAAAAUCAAGCAUCAAUCAAUCAAUCAAUCAAUCAAUCAAUCAAUCAAUCAAUCAAUCAAUCAAUCACAGAAAAAGCUUGUUAAAUCCCGAGGAGAUUGAUAGAUUGAUACUCCACGUGCCUCCAGUCUCUCCAAUCAAACAUAUUUGUCUGGCUUAAAUUUCUCUGAAUUAAGAGGACGUAAAAAAUAUCAUCAGGCUCUUUUUAUUGCAACGAAGAAAAAAACAUGUGUGGUAAAAUCUCAAAAAGUCUAAUUAUCUCUGCUGGAUACUGGGAAGAACAAUACCUCAAAGACUUGUUUUAUUGUUCAUGCAAAAGGAGGGCCUUUAAAAAAUGCACUAGAAAAGAUCUUGAGAGUAUUGACUUGAGAGUUAUUUUGGAAACCAACAAGAGAAACAGGGUUUCGCAGUUUUCGUUUAUACUGUGUUCAUCUCAAAGGACAUGCAAACUCUUAGCUGAGGAGAAUAUCUGGGUUUCAGCUCUUGGGAAUGAAAUAAUGAAGCAACAACAAUGCCGCACAGAGCUGGGAAGUCAGGACACUCUUAGUAAACUGUGCGUGAAAGUCAGAGUAGGAGAGAAAUCCCCCCCAAAAAUGCUAAAUAUCUUGAAUUCACUGGAGACUUGUUUAGAUAUUUACAAAUGGAAUUUCAGUCAGCUGCUCCAUCUGUUUGCUCAUUUAUAAAAGCAUCAUAAAAAUGUGUGUUAUUGUCAGCAUUGCUCAAAAGGUAUAAAAUGGCAUUCACGAUCCAAUCAAAACCAUUACCACAUGUAUGUAUCUAACCCAGUAUCACCAUAGAAAUCCCCAUGGGGCUCUCCUGCCAUAAUUGGAGCAUCCAUUUUGACUCAGGGACGGUUUACAAGGUGAUUAAAGCAAAUGGGCUUAUAAAAAACUAGGCAACGGUGGGAAACGUGUGCUCGCAGGCUACUUACAGCCCCAGGCCAGGCCCAAAUGUAAUCAAUGUGUCCCAUAAAACUCACAUUUUCCUCUCUUCAUCUGAGAUCAGGUGCACAACGCAAUAUACAGCAGAUUUUAUAGAUGCAACAAAUGUUUGUAGCUCUUAUUUUGGAGGCGACGUUGUAAAUUUGUAAUUAUUUUCUACUUCCCAGCAUUGUUACACGUGCAGCACUGAGGCAUCAGAGUAUAAAGCGUUUUUGACGUUUACCAGUCUGGUUUUGUGACAGUGAGAUUGUUUGGGAACAGUGUAACAGUGGUGGGUAAUCUGAGAGUCAGACAGCCCCUGAACACAUCACUCAACAUGUUCAACAGCGUGUGUUUUAUUUUUUUCAAAGUUUUUGUCCAUUGUGAUUAUCUCGUGUUCUGCUCAUCUUGUUAGGCCCUCACAAUGUGGUUUUGUUCAGAGACUGAAGGAACCAUAAUAGAACGAAAUUGUACAGUGUGGGGGGUUUUGUCUGUCAAGAGCAGGAAGCAAAUCAUGCUCAUAUGCUGUUAUUAUCAAGGGGCUGUACUUUUAUCGCACGCACUCUAGUGACAGUCAAAGCCCUCGACAAAUCCUUUAUUCUUCAGUUUCCAGCAAAGACAAAGGCGAGGAAAUCCUGUCACUUAGAGGUGCUGAAUGCUUAUGAAAGAAAAUGCGAAGAAGUAUUUUUACUAAUGCACAUUUCUCCACCUUUUCCUGUCCCUCUGCCUUCAUUUCACCCUGACAGCUGUCACUCUCUCCAUACAAUGGACCAGGAUUACUAUGAUGGGAUGGACUACCUUUCACCUGUUCCAGCUGAUGGAGACAGGGCAGAGGAGUUUGAGUAUGAGGUAGGGACCACACUUUACAGCACUGGUUUUUCACAACUGACAGAUAAAAUGUAAUCAGCUAUGUAAGCUUAUUACUGAGAGCCUAUCGCCCACGUAGGAAGUGGUAUAGUAGUGAUGUGGAGAGUCAGUGUGGCAGGAAAAUCUGUUUAAAACACAGUAGUUUUUCAAUUAAGAUAUUAAUUUAUAAUUCCAGCAUACUAAUUAAUUAUAUCACAUAGGGGUGUCCCGAUACAACCUUUUCACUUCUGAUAUGAUACUGAUAUUGUAGCCUUCAGUAUCGGCUGAUAUCGAUAUUGAUCUGAUUUAAGCACAAACUUGUGCAUGACAUGUUUUGCACUCAGCUGCAAUGUCUUUCUUGGACUUUAACGAAAAAUAUGAUGAGGUAGAGUCUGGAAUGGACUGCUUGUAUUGGAGUGCUGAUAUCAGAGAUUUUAGAUGCAGGCCGAUAUAAUCUGAUAUUUGUUUUUUGGCUGAUAUCGGACCAAUUUCCAAUAUCAAUACCAUAUCAGGACAGCCCUUAUAUCACACAGAUUAGGACACUAAUAUAAUGCUAGAUUGAUAUACAGGUGUGUGUAAGGGCUAAAAUGCAAAAAGCAGAUUGUGUUAGAAAGUAUAACUGUCUGCAGUAACUUCAAUGAAUAUUCCAGAAACCAGAAUUUGUCAGGCCUUCUUAAAGUCUCUCCUUAUGUGAGGGUUAUGUUAAUAAGAUGAUAUAUCUUAAUUGGUGAGUUUUACAAGGAUGUGUUUCUCUUUUGCUUUGGGAAUACACCCACCAAAUGUCUCCCUUUGUCAUAACAUUCAAUCUAACUAAGGAAAAAAGGGAAAUUGAAUAUCCUUCUUGCAAGGAAUCUUGAUUUGUCAUUUUGAAAUCCACAUUUAAAUGUCCUGAAUGAAGCAAAACUAGCUCCAGUUUAGGGUGGUACAGAUGAACUGCAGUUGUGUGCGUCCAUGGAGCCCAGAGAAAAGGUUUUACCAAGCAUGUUUAAAAAAUUAUGAAUGGAUUUUAAAUGUGCCAGGGCUUCAAAGGAUGCUCAUCAAAACUAUAUUGAUCUGUUUAUUUCUAUGUGUGUUUACUCAAAAAAGAAGUUCCAACUAAUAUAAUGUUAAAGAUUUUUUUUCUCUCACUGUUAUUGAUGCAGACUUAGGUCUCAAAGUUUAUUAUCAGCAGAGCUUUACUGCUAACAAAGAACCUUCUUGCUGAAACUGCUGAAGACAUUUUUACACAGAAUUACAAUCAUGUGUGCACACCCUCUGCUGACCUCUUCAACACAUGGACACACACUCCCUCAGCACUCCGUAUUUAAUGAUGCUUAACAAUUGGUAGAAGGACCUAAACACUAAUUGACUCUACAGGCAGAUCCCAGAGGGGACAGUAGUGACAGAUGAUCAGCCACAUUGCAGAAAGCUUGAAAAAUCCCCCUUUUUUUUCCAGCUGGCACUGGUGACAAGCCUCCAGGUUUGGGCUUUUUUUUUCUUACCAGACAAAGAAAAAAAAGUAAAAAAAAACUUUAGAGAGGCUGUUUUCUUAAUGUCUACUGAGUAUUUUCACAACUCUGGAAGAGAAGGUUGAGGAGCUUGUUAACGCUCUGCUCGAUAAAAACCAAUUAAAGUAAGGUGAGUUUGUCAGGUGCAGUAGAAAAAAAAAAAAAGGUUGAAACACAUUUUUUUACUCCUGGAUCGUCAGUGGAGUGAAAGUAACAGAAGCUGUUAGAAAGGUGAUGUUAUUAAAGCUGUUGAGCUCUGACACAUACAGAUAUACAUAGAUGCACUGAUUCAACUGUGACGGGGGGAGAGAUAAGCAGACUCUGUCACCUCUUGCCGCUUUGGUCCAAUAUUCUUUAUUUCCGAGUCAUUGAGGUGCGAGCGUAUUGAAGGCGAGGGCUCCGACUGGUCUGAUGUAUGAGGAUUGCUCACCCCCUCCCUCUUCUUAUUUGUUUCAUUUGAAUUUUCUCUGCACGCUUCCACCCACUGAGCUUGAGCUGUUUCCUCACAUCCUAAAAGAGAUCUGUGCACCCGGUUGGAUCGCAGACGCCCCAGUGUCAAAUCAGAACAAAUAUAAUAUAUUAAAGCCUCUCUUUAUGCCUCAUUGCUAUUAACAAAUCCUAUUAUACUGAGUGUGCUUUGCAGCCUUCACCGUUUUUAUUUCAUGCUCGGGGAGUUUGAUACCGUACUAAUGUGGACUCACUUACUGUAUGUCAACUGAAAACACUGUGAGGGGGGAUGUAAGCGGAAGCUAAAAAGCCACUAGUCGAGCCGAGCUGAUCCCUCACUCCCUGCUGACAAAGAGGAAGAGAAUAAAAGAAAGACAUUUCUUUAAAUUACCUUUUGUCAGAUGAAAAAGCUCAGCAGGGGAGAGCAGGUUGCCAUCACAUCACAGGAAACCAUCGAAAUCUAAUUCACCUUUCUAAUACACCAGGACAUUGAUGUUUCUGUUAGGGUAAUCAACGUGUGAGAGUCCUGAUCACUGUGGGUGAUGAGGUGGAGAGAUGCCAGAUGCCUCCAAGGUACAUAUUCUUGUCAACUGUAUCAUUUAGAGCCAUAAGUGCUGAUGUAAAAACUUAUUUUCCUGGAUUUUAGUGGGUCCAGAAUUCAUCCCAGAUUGCCUUUGGUUCUUGAUGCAGUAUUCAGUGAAACAUCAAAGAAAGGAGACAUCAAAACACUUUUUGGCUAUAGAGUUUAUAAAUCAUAUAUAAAUAUAAAUAUAAAUAUAUAUAUAGUGUGGCCAUAUAACAGUAUGACCUAAGCUCUAGAACUGAUAUCACUGCCCAUCAACAUGUUAGUAGCGGCUUCAACCAACACUGGAUGCACGCUUUUGUCUACAUGUGUCACAAAAGGAGCUCCUGCAGAUGAUUUUGUAGCACAGCAUUACCUUAUCCAACUCAAAGGGACGUUUUUUUUGUCUCAUUGAGGUUUUUUUUUACUUUUGAGGCCUGCAGUUUGAGUCUCCUCCUAACUUUUACCAGCCCUGUGUUAGCGCCAAGACAGCCACAACAGUAAGAAGCCAGUGUAAAGAAAGAAAUACCUGUGAAGUUUAUCUUUGCUGAGUUUACUAUGUCUAUGAAAGUGGUGCAGAAAUAAAUGGACUCUUUGAUGGCAAAGUAAACAGCUCACAACAGCUUUUCUUACACCAACUACAGUCUUCAGGGAUUUUCUUACAUUGACAAAAUAAGGGGGUAGAGUUGACCCCGUCUGCAGUGGUAGAAGGUCCAGCUCAAAAGCCGGUUUUUCAUCACAGGGACCAAACUCUUAAGUAUCUUCCCCAGGGGUUACACACUCACUUUAGACAUGUAACUCAUAUAACCCUGAUUUAAAAAAAAACUGAACUAUCCCUUUAAACAACAUGUAAAUUAAAAAAUGUGUGACCAUUAUGAAAGAUUAGAGAAAGCCUGUGAAUGCAGAUAGAUUUUUGUUUUGUUUUGUCAUGUGGACACAGUAAAAGGAUGGGUUAACGGAGAUUCCUGGCAGUGGGUUUAUUAAGAGAUGAGUCAAAAAAAGUACUCUAAAAAAAUAAAGCGAUUUUGUGCUUUUUACCAUUAAAAAAUAACAGUGACAUGGUGUGCAAUAACUAGCAUAAAAAGGAUGUAACAUCAAAUUUGUUAUUUAGUAUUUUUUCAAUGGUCAGGGCUGAAGUUCUUUAAGAGAUAUGAGUAAAAAAAAAAGUUAAAAAAUAUUAUUGUAUGAACAUUUAUCUGCAUGUCCAUUUUGGGGACAAAGGAGGCUGGAUGGAACUUCAAAUUAACAGGAACCAAGGGUUGAAGACUGAAGACAAGAAGAGAGAGUACUGCUGUCACUUCGCGAAGCUGGAUUAAAAUGUAACACCAAACUAAAAACUCAAUCAAAGUCUUACUUGCUCAAAAAAGAUGUUGAAAUAAAAGUAGCUUCUGAACAUUUGUAAAUAUGGCAAAGGUUUUUCUGUUAAAAAUAGCUACAGGCAAUUAGUUUCUAUUGAAUGUUCCUCCUUCAUGUCCGCGGGUUGUAUCUAUUAUCCCUAUUUAAUGAGUGCGUUUCCUUGCGUUGAAUACCAAAGACAGGUAUCAUCUGUACAUUUCCAGAUCUGCAGACAAUAGUUGCUGGAAACCAGUAGUCAUGCAACUUAAACCCUCUCUGGUGCAUCUCUCCAUCCUGGACCUUUCUCACACAUUUUUAUCUUUUGCAAAACCUUGAAAUUUGGCUUGAAAUAAGUCACGCUUCAGUUAAUAAGCUAUGGAGAGAGUUUGUGAGUGAAAAUAUUCAGCAUAUUGCUGCUCAGCUAAUUUAUGUGUUCAUUGAGUUGGAAAGUAGGGGAAGUUCUCCAAACAGAGUCAGGACUGUAUAGGACCGUAAAAUGUACUGUAUCUUCUCUCUUUGAUGUGUGAGGCCGUUCCUUACAGCGAGAAUUUCACACAGAAAACAUCAUACAUACAUUCCCUAUGAUGCCUCGAUGUGUCAGUUCUCUUUGCUUUCUUUAAGUUCCCUGAAAGGAGGGAAGUACUUGAAACUCAGAGGUAGUCUUCACCCUCUUCCUGCCGGCAGUCCAUGCAUUUGUGACUGCUUUUUCAAUUACAGGUAAUCAAAGGCGUGAUUAUUAUGACAGCAUCCAAUGUGCUUUGAUGGUGGGCGGCAAUCUUCCCCCUAAUCACGCCAUCGCAGUCAUUAAUUUACUGUCAGCCCUCUUCCCUGUGCCACGCCGCAAUCUCCUGGCUGAGAGGCAGAGAGCCCGUCUGGAAAAUGGAGUAGAAGUAAGAAAAAAAAAUCAAAAGGAGAGAGGAGAGACAGAGAUUGGUGAAUGCGUGUUUGAUGGAUCAGUAGACAACCUGCUUUUACUGAAGCUUCUGAGUGUGUGUGGGUGUUUUUUCAACACAAUUUUGUCUUUGAACAAAACCAAGAACAUCUGGUAAAAAGGGCUUUUGUGUGUGCAGCAUAUAGACACACACAAAUACACCAGCCCUCAUCUCAAACAAUGUAUUUCCCAUCAAAGCAGUUAAUUAGACAGAGGUAACUUCAGUCUGGUUUCAUAGAUCUGAUGUAGUACCUGCUCACACCUCAGCUUUACAGUUAAUUUGUGUGAUUUAUUUUUAAGCGGAUGUCUCUGAGACAUCGCCGGUGAUUUCAGUUUUUCCCACAGAUACCCCACAACUUCACACAUCAUAUUAGCAUGCAACAUGCACGCUGUCUCCACAGCUCCCAUACCUCCGUGACUGCUUCGUUGCAUCAGGAGAUGUGCUGCUUUAAUAACAUCUCCGGCAACAAUAACGGUGGUAGCUCAUUAGUAACAUUUUUAAUACAGCUAAUGACUGAUGUUUUUGCAACUCAUUUUGUUCAGGUAGUCAUCACCAAAGCUUCUUCCUUCUCAGACUGUCUGUGCUAACGCAUCAGCCGGGGAUUUCAGGUUGUCAUCUCUUCUGAGACAGUCAAUUAAAGAUCUGAGCUCGGCGUCAGGUGGAGGUUGUCGGGGAAGAUAAAACCACCGAGCUCAGAUUAUGUCAGUUUUCUUCAGCUCUUUUUACUCCGCGCCUGUAUGGAAGUGUGCACUCUGCUUAGUGAACUUGUGUGUGAAAGCAGAGGGAUCAUGCAGGGAUGCAGCACCUCUUUUAGUUUGUGUGGAGGUGUGUGGAGCCUGGCAGAAGCAGAUCCCUGAUCCAAAAACACUUCGGCAAUCUGUCAACGUGUGAGAAAAGGCAGAGGUAGAGAAACGUGGGAUGAAAUGAGUGACAGGGGAGAGGGAGAAGAUGGGAAUUGGGCCUAAAGAUGUGUCUUUGUGUUUAUAUGUGUGUGUAUGAGGAAGUGGGGGGUCAUAAACAGCUUAGGAGGGGUUGAGGGAGGCACCAGGUGGCUGCUCUCUAGCCGCGGUAAUGGCCGUUUUUCCCCCCUCAUCUCAUCCCACCCUGGUCAGACUUCACGACUUCCCUCUCCAUGUCCACUUCCCAAAGCCCUGCCACAUCUGACACGUGUAACCAGCCAACCCACACUUGUCACAGAGGAAAUGAAUCUCUCUGUUUCUGCGCGAGACCCCUCAGAGCCCCGCCAGAGCCCUGCCAGAACCCGCCCCUCCUCGUUUCUCUCUGCCCCCUCCUUCCAUCCUCCUCUCCACUCAACCAGCUCGCUCCUGCUGCUGAGAGUUGGUGUGUUUCUGCUCUAAUGAAGACUUUGGGAGGAGAGGCCAUUUCACACUUGAUUCCCUCCAACACCCUUGAUAUGUUUCAGCAUUAGGAAAUGGAGCAAAGGCUCAGGCUGCACCUCUGUUGUGGGGAACUGGGAGUGCAAAGUCAAAGUAGUGUUUGGUCCCAUAGUCAGAACACACUUUGGUUAUUAGAUGGUAGGAACUGUGCCUCAUAUUCAAGCUCCAGCUGUGGUUAAUCAAAUCUAACUGUCUGUGUGUUUGUAUUUAUGAACUUAGAUAAGGAAUUCAUCCUGACGCUAGGGUGUUCUGCCGUGUUCCAAGAGACUCAUGGGAAAUUUGACGACCACUGAUUUGUAAGUCAAUAGUUUGUUGAUCCCUCCCCUCGGGAAGAUGCGGAAUACUUCAGCGCUGCGGCAGAUAUGUAUAUUUGCGAGCAUUAGCAUAAUUACAGUUUAUUUAUAGUCUAAUAUUCUAAAACUUGGCAACAGCUUGAGAGGAAAGAAAAAAAAAAACCCACUCCAGCUCCUCUGACAUUUAUCAAAGCUCCGCUGAUCAGACUCUGCAGGCUGAGAAUGUCUUUCAUGAUCAAACACUUUCACACUCAAAAAAAGCUCAGAAGAGUUGGAAACCAGACGCAAAACAAGCAGGAUAUUUGUGCUGAAAGUUGAGGAAUAUUGUUGUUUGAUCUUUCACUGAGGCAGACACUCAGUGUGUGUGCUUUCCCAUUGUUUCCCUGCAUAUCUUUUUCUAUGAUGAUUUAUGUGGCAAUUCAGAUAAAACGCAGUUUCUUUAUUUUGAGGUUAGAGAGGUCCUCCAUCUGCAAAAUAACAUUGAUGAAAGAUUCAUUCAUUAGCUGCUCUGGAGCUUUCAGUCCUAUAUUUUCAUCUUACUAAGGAGACGAUUAUAUGCAGUCUUUAUAAAAUUUAAAUGAAUUGAGUUUCACUUUUAAAAUCUUUAAAGUCUUCCUUUAUAUGUUUUCUUAAAGUGCUCAUAAAAAUGGAGAUUGGACCAAAUUCAGUCUCCACUUGAAUCACCUCAAGUCAAACUCUAAAGAGAACAUCAGUAAUGAUUAUUCUUUUGACAACAAACUGCUUAUAAGACCAAAACGUCACUAAUUUUCAAUAAAUCCAUUCAUGUCUUACUUCUCUUUAUCCAGGAGUUACACCAUAUGGUCAUUGGUUAGUUGGUUAGUUGGGUUAUUGAUUUCAACCUAGCGUGACAUUUGGGAGGUUGACUGUAAAAGUACCUGAUGGGUUACCAUCAAAGUCUGUAUUAUAAAUGGAUGAAAUGUCUGUGACGUCACCUAUCUGGCAGAUUUUGAAGCCUAGUGGCGGUGGUCGCUUUACUGGUGAUGCUGGCUCAACCUCACUAAUGGUCAACCUAAUAGAGGCGGGACUUAAACCGCCUUGCAAGUAGCUAUUUUUUGCUCAACUGUCAGUCAAGUCGGCCGUGCUUCAGAUUUGCCAACCUUGAAACCUUAAUAAACUAAAAAGAAAGUCACUCUCUAUACAAUGGGAGCCCUGAGCUAUUCAGACCACACUGUUCAAAACCAGCCAGUAAAUCUGUUUAUUAGAGCUUUUUUUAGCUGGUUUCCAACUGCAGUUUUUAGCCCCUCUGCAUUGGCUUCAUUCCUUAAGACCAGAGGUUGCCAUGAAAUUAGUUGUACAUUUUUGCCCUCUUCAAAACCUACUGACCAAAGGUUUUCUAAUGCCAGGAUUUAAAUUCUGACUCUCCUACUGGGUAAGGGGUGAGGAAACAUCCGGAAAACAGGCAAACUUGAACAAAGUGCAUCUAGCGCAAUACAAAGUCAGUGGUAAACAAUGACAAAUUGGUUUACAGGAUGGCAAUAGUUGCCUGAGCUAGCACCACCAGUGUUCAUUCCACCUGACUGGUCAACAUCAGCAUGUCGGUGCUGUCUGCACUUUGCUCCAGUGGAAUGAUAAUAUGCCUGUUUAACUAGACAUGGCCUACAUGCAACUCUUCUCUUUAUUCUUGUGGUUCAAAAUACUGACAAACUGCAACACACAACGAGCUGCCAUUGGUCAUCUGUGCUAGUUUAUUUCCACCAUAGAGCCGUCUAGUCAAACAUUAUAGCAUAAUGUCAGUAGUGAGAGCUACAGCUGAAGCUGAUCAGUACGCUACAGUCAGGGACACCCCCAUGACAUACAGAUAGUGUGAAAGUAAAGCACUGAAACGUGUAUGCAAAACUGAUGUUCAGGUUUGGGUCAGACUUUUAAAAAAUGAGCUAAAAUAGGCAAAACACUUGACUCUGACUGUAGUGGUUGAUGGUUUGGCUUCUCCACUGGUUCACUAACACUAAACAAAGGGGUUAAGCUGACCAGCUUCUCCUGUGGGUAGAGCUACUUUCUAGUACCUCAUAAAACCCUGCCUCAAAAAUCCAAGAAUCCAUUCAGCUAAAAAAAGAAAAACACUUUGUCCACAAGACAGUAAAUAAAAGUCAAUUUCCUCUCAUAUUUACAGGAAGUGGAAUUGUGUCGACUCACUAGCCAAGAGAAACUGGGACUGACUUUGUGCUACAGGACUGAUGAAGAGGAGGAUGUGGCUAUCUAUGUCAGUGAGGUAAGUUAUUCCAUUGUCUUAAUGAUUGACUUGACAUGUCUCUGCUUGAAAGGAUUGACACUAUGAGUUUUACAUAUUCUGUAGUGUAGGAGCACAAAAUUUUCAGACUAUUAUUUUUCUUUGUCCCCUCAAAGUUGUUUUUUGGGCAUUUUUGCUUUGUGAAGUCAAAGAGAGAAAGGAAAUACGGGGAAUAAAGGGUGGGGAAAGAAAUGCAGCAAAUAUUAACGGCCAGAAGUUGAAGAAGCAGCAAGAAUUAUCGCCUUUAAUAUGCAACAUCUAUCCACCUCUAGUUAGCUCUUCUUUUUCCACCACUACGGUAAGGACUGCUCUGUUGAAAAGAAAAAAAGGAGGUAGCCUACUCUUGGGACAAGAAGUCUAUGCAUAUUCUAUCCUCAGUUUCUUUCCAGUGCUGGUCUCUAAAGUCCCACAUUUACAUUCUUAAUAAAUCAGGCUAUCACAGCUGGGCGAGAGAUUCUCAGUAAAAUGGAUGAGGAACUCAGAGAGCAGGAUUUUCAUGACUGAAUCAAUUGUGACAUUUAAUCUCACAAUUUAUGAUUUUCUUAGGUAUUCAUGUGAGAAACACUUUGGGGUUUCUCUUUGGGGUGUAGUUAUUUAAAAUUGAAACCUUCUAUCAAACAUAAAUGACGUUAUUGAGCAGUUUGGCAUUGCGCACACUCUGUGAUUAUACCGUCAAUUUCCAACGUGAAAUGCCUGCCAAGACAGCAAAAGACAAAAAUGCUUUCAGAUCUUGUCUGAGGUGUCGCCACGGUCCCAAACACAGCACAUAUAAACAACCAAGCCGUGAAAACCCUUUCGCAGCAAAGCUUUUCUAUUUUUCUCCAACUUAUUGGGAGAAUAGAAAAUACUGCUCAACUUUCUCUUUGAUUCGUUUGAAGUGGACUUGGACCAGGCUAGGUGUUCACUUUGAGAGCUGAGUGGAAUAUAAAUUGCUGCAGUCUGUGGCCUCUGGCAGCAUCUCUAAGUGUUUGCUCAGUGAAAAAGUAGAGUUUAAAGUUAUGUGCUGCAUUUAGAUGAGGCGGCUGAAUGUCACUGUAUACAGGAUGUCGUCACAAAGAUGUUACAGGCUCAUAGACUAAGAGUUAGAAACAAUUCAAGGUCAGUUUAAACCAAAUUUCACCAGAUUGCACUGCUUAAUGAACGCCCAUAUUGUUUUUGUUUCUGUGUUUCUAUUGAAGUGUAUUUCUCUUUGUUUCCAAUGUGUGUUACAGCACAGUGGCUAAAUAAUUCAGCAGGACCAGAGCAUAUGAAGUUAUCCACCAGCCCAUCCAUUUUGUGCACUUGUUUAAUUCUAUUCAGGGACACAUGGGGCUGGAGUGUAUCCUAGCAUCCAUGGGGCAAAGAGCCUGAGUCCAUUCUAGACAGGUAGCCAGUCUAUUACAGAGCCAACAAACACACUCUUCACUCUAAUGGGCAAUUUAGACUGUUCAGUCCACCUUCCGCCUCUCUCUUUCCUCCCAAUCUAUUCCUUCCUAAUGCAGACAGCAAACCUUACAGAGAGGAAACACCCAAGACCCACCUGGAACUGCCAUCAUUUAACCUCAGAAUUCUAUGUUUUCUUGUAUUUUAAUACCCAGUUGUCUAUUAUUCAGUGUUUCAAUGCUUUCUCAUCAUAACCCCAAAAAGACUGCCCUCAAUUUUCUCCCUUUUGCUCCCGUCCCACCCCCAUUUUUGUCUCGUGACCUCCUUCCCAUUUUAAUGAGUGCUCCUCUGUGUAGGAGUAGACUAUCAUGAAGAUAGAGUGCCAGAGUCCCUCACUAUCCCAGGAGAUCCCGCCUUGUUGGAGAGAGUGAAACGUAGGGCUCCAGACACCGAUUGAUUGGCCGAUAAAAGAGUGUCCUGCCCCCUUGUUCACUGGCAUUACUUACAGGAGGGGCAGGUGUAUCAUGUACCAUGGUUGAGUGAUGGGCUGUAGAUGCUAUGUGCGGAGGCUUGCAUAUAAAUCUGCCAGGGUUUGACUUUUGAGGGAGGUACAAUCAGGAUCUGGCAUCUCUUAAAUGAUUAAAGUCAAGUUUUUGUCGCUUUUGCCAAUGGAAAGCCAUUUGACAUGCAAGGUCUUCUCAUUGCAGCAAACCAGCGUUGCAACAUUAUCGUAAUUAAAAACCAGGCAAUGGGUUGGUUAAAUCUCCAUAAUGAGUUCAAAUACUUAAACCCAAGAUGUGAGUCUGUCAAAUUAAAAACCGUCAAGUAUUUCAGAUGCAUUACUGAGUCUCCUUUAUCUUCACAGAUCAGUCCAAACAGCAUCGCUGCUCGAGACGGACGGAUACGAGAAGGGGAUCGCAUCUUACAGGUACAGCAGGACUCUCGCUCACUUUUCUGCUCCACCCAAGAUCUCAUUACAUUCAACAUGAAAAAAAAAAAAAAAACUACUUUUAUUUUGUCACAUUCAACCAUCGUCUCCCAGCAAGAGGGCCCAUUCAUUUUUAAUGGCAGCACAUUAAAACGGGGAACACACCCCCACUGUGACUGUUAAAGGGGGAGAAAUGCCCCCCUGGCUGUUUUAGUUACAGACUCAGCAUCAACAGGACUUCUAGUUUGGGUUGGCACUAUGCUGUAGCUCCUUAUCUCCUGUGGGUUAGCUGAGAGGCUUUGGCUGUUAUUAGCCCCCAGCUUCAUCUUCAGGCCUGAGAGUUAGAGUAGCUACAAAUGUCAGGAGAAAAACUGAGGAAUGGAUGGAGUUGGUGCUUGACUUGAUUUGUAGCUCUCCUUCCCGCCUGCUGUGUGUCUCUCUGCUCCACCUUCUGUCACAGACACAUCGACGUAACCCCUGUGUGCUUUCAUUAAGUCAUAGCCUAAAGAGCAUUGACAGGAAGCUUCAUGGCAAUGUGCAAUGAUUACAGUGUUUCCCACACCUUCAUUUAUCUGUGGCGGCCCACCACAAAUAGAUUUUUCUGCUUUUGGCGCUACCUCGGACUCAGUACCUAUCAGUAUAUCCGGGUGCUGCACCACAGGGUGCACCGGGUGGAUUAUGAAUGCAAAGGAUAAGUAGUUUUUUAAUUGUAAAGGACAACAUUCAACAACAUGGAGCUGAUUGAGGAUGCAUUAGGCAGAGUAUCCCUGACAGAAUAUCAGUAACUUGAUGGGGCGUUCACACCAAACGCGAGUAUAAUCAUCUACUCGCCUAAUUCAGGCAAAUCUAGAUGUGUGAAUGGAUAGUAUUUAAUCGCUUUAUUCGCGCGUCAGCGGUAAUCCCUGGCAAUUUAACUAGCAUGAUCAAGUGAUAGACAUAUUUUUUUACAAUUUACCAGGUAAUCUGACCUUCUCACUCACUUGCUCCCAGGCAAAGUCCUUUUUGUUCCGGUUUCGGUAAUUGAAAGAAAAAGUAUCAUAUAAUAUGGGGCGACCACACACCGACAUGAUCAGUUUGUCCUCCAUUUUAGAUACCAGUGAACAACCGUCCAUUUUCAUAUGUCACCCGAAAACCUUCGUGCUGAUUGGUUAUCGCAACACGAAUAUCCGCUCAAGCUAAGACAUUUUAAGCUCACGCCCAAUUCGCGUCACCAGAGUUGUACGAGCGUCUAAUCGGGUAUUUGCAAUGACCUAACAUGUAAUUCAGUCGUGUGAAUGAUUUUACUCAUACUUGGUGUGUGGAGACAGUUACAAUUUGAUCAUUUGCAGUUGAGGCUGUUUGCAGCUGUAAGUAAAGCAACAAAAGGCAAAAAAUUCAGCCGCAAAAGCUCAGAAGGAUUGUGGGAACAACAACAACAAAGUCAUGUUCCAGCUUCUUUUGGACUUCUAUUGCUGUGAAACAUCUGAUGCUAAACUCGAGUGCAUCAUCAAUAAUCAUCAGAUAUUAUUAGUCACCUGUGCCCACCUAGCUCUCUGGAUCCAAAGCCACCUAGAGGCUCUCCCUGCAGCUUAUCCCUCUUCCCCUUAAAAGCCUCCUACAUUCAGUCUUUCUAUGGCUGCCUCUAAUAUCAGGAUACUGUUGGUUAAAAUUGUUGAUAUAAAAACAUUUGUAAGAUAACCUUCUACACUGAAAAGAGUUUGCAGGUGGAGGAAAUUCUUGUGGCUACAAUAAGUGACUGAAUCCUUUUACUGCAGACUGGAAUAAAAGUCCCUCUUGGAAUGACUCACUGAUGUAAACAUAGCCUGUAAAUUAAAAAGCAUUCAAUGAUCUUCUUCACGGAAAAGGCCCCAAAGAAGUAGAGUAAUGCAUCAUGUAUGGAGAAACAGGAUCUAACUCAUAAGGAGGAGUAAAUAGUCUGUACAGGCAAUUAUAAGAUGCAGGGGGCGGAUGCAUAAGCACUGUUGGUCUAAUUGUCUUCUGGUGUCUACCAUGUGUUGCGUGCCUGAUUUAGGCCAGGAGACUGUAUGUAUGUGUGUGUGUGUGUGUGUGUGUGUGUGUGUAUGUUUGUGUGUGUUUGAGGCAGACCAGUACUCUGGCACUAUUAUCCACCAGUGACAGGGCCAUUAUUCUGCCUGCAAAAAGAUGGACGCCCCUUGUCAGUGGCCAGUUAAUUGUAUGGCUAGAUGUAUGUAUGCUGCUCGAUACUUUGGUGAACAUAACAGUUCCGCCGGCCCACGGCCACUGUCCCAUUCAUAAUCACUGCUGAGACCAGCCCCGUAUCAGGGAGCGGCACAGAGUGUUUACAAUUUCCUCAGGAAAAAAAGCCUCAUUGUGCCGCGCCACUUUUAUUGUUGUACUUUGUUUUUCUAAAGGGCUUGUAUAUUGAGAGAAUGAAACUCAGUAUAUUUUGUGCCUCUGAUGAAACGCUUGUAUUUCAUAUUUAAUGUGUUUUUGCUUGUUUCUAUCUGCUUUAAAAAACAAAUGUGAUAAUCAUGUUUGCGUAUCAUUUUUAGAUUAACGGCCAAGACGUACAAGACAGAGAGGAGGCAAUGGCUGCGCUCUCCAAUGAAGAGUGCAGGAGCAUUGUGCUGCUGGUUGCCAGACCGGAGAUGCAGGUUAGAAAACAAAACAACACACACUUGCACAAACACUUUCUACUUGUUAACAAGUGAAGGUAACAACCACCAUGGGAUAGACGUGUGCGAAGAGAAUACACUGCUCACAAAUUAAAGCCCUGAACUUUUAUCAUUUGCGGCAUAAGAGUAAACCUUAGCAGUCGUGGGUAGCCAACCUUCCCCCUCUCCACACCACCACAACUAAUCCAAGUGGAAGCCACCACUGAGACACCUCAUCAUGUUUUAUUUUUAUGUAGCGCCACUGUAAUUGACUUCCAACGGUAAGCCAUAAAAGCUAAUGGCAUGCUAAUGUGGAGUGAGUUCAGGCCCAAGGCCAAUGGCGAAUAAGCGGAAGAACUCUGCCGCAGUGCAGAUGCGCCGGUAGCAAUGGUAGACUCUUAGUAAUUAAAUGUGUCUCUGGGUAGUAAAUCUGAAGUCUACAGAUAUGGAUCCCAUUUGGUUCACAUCACACAGACAAAUAGAUGAUGGAUGGUGUGGAGCAGGAAGGUCAGAGGUGGCAGACUGAUGUCCAUAAAGUGAAUUGGCUUGAUUUUAAGAUAAGAACCCAUGUUUUAAAGAUGAGGGUUGGUGUUUUGGAGCCUAAGAAAUAAAGGGUGCAGCCUGACAACACUCCAAAUUGAUGCUUGCGGUUUCUCAUCUCAGAAGCUUUUUUUUUUUUUUUUUUUCCUCGCACUAAAUCCGAUUUGAGCAUCCAUUUGGAACAUCCAACAGUUUGUUCUGAGACAUUUUGCCACCACAAGCUCCGGGCCAUGACAAAUAACAUUUGCCCUCUUUCUUUCUCUUUUUCGUAUCCAUCCAUUCUUCAUUCACCCUUAGCUGGAGGAGGCCUGGUUGGAUGAUGAGCACAGCGAGUUCCUGGAGCAGCUGAAGAUGGAAAUGUUGGAGGAGCAGCAGAGAGAGGAGAUGGAAUUGGCUGCCUUACAGGAGGAGGAUCAGGAGAAUGAGCAGGUCAGACAGCAGCAAAAACACAUGCUCUGCUGUAACUGGAUUACUGAGUCAAAGGCAGAGCUCUGGUUUGGGUUGAAGAAACUCUACAAGCCUUUUUUCUUUUAUUUGCUCAGUUCAUUGAGAACAAAACCUCUAAAAAACAGCUCUUUGCUCAAAGAAAAUGAUCAAAGUUAACCUUCCCUCUGACUGACAGAGUGCAGAACCCAUUGUGUUGUGAACAUCGUGCCAACCAACUGACCAAAAUUUGCUUUGACUGUUUGAGGUCAUUUGUCACGAUCAAUAUUAACCAGAUCUAGCUGGCAGCAGGGAGGGAAUCAAAGUUUUCAUUGACUUUUCGAGGAAAAUGGUGAAAACAGCUUUGCCCUUUGAAAUAUGAAUAUGAAAUAAUGAUUAUAAAUAUUUAUGGAAGGGGACCAAUGAACCAUUUCAAUUCCAGACAUAAGAAAUCAUCAUUUAAAAUUCUGUUUUGUUGUUGAGAGGAUAGCAAGCAACAAAAAUCCAUAUAAAUGGAACUUCAAAGACGUGACGGAGAGGAAACGCUCCCUGAAGUAACAGAGCUGUACAAUAGAGUUACACACAACAACAACAACAACAAUGAAUGCAAUCCUUAAGGAGGCUGCUGAACAGGGUUGAACUUCUUGAACUCUUAAUACUUCAGCUCUAGUGCCUUUUUAUUCUUUUUAUCCUUAUUUCAUACCACCUCAAUUUCCAAAAUAGUGUGCAAAAUAUUAAUAAACACAGAAUUUGAUAGUUUGCAAAUAUUUAAACCCUGUAUAUGAUUGCGAAAAGUGCAUAGACAGCAUUUUCUAUAUUUAAACAAUUUUAUUUAUUUAUUUAUUUUUUAAUUCGAUGCCAGCAACAGAUUUCAAAAAGGAGCUGGGACAGAGGCAUGUUUACUUUGUGUUGCAUCACUUUCAUUUCUCAACAACACUAGAAAACCAGAUUCUGAAGUUGCAAAAGAGAGAUGUUGUCCUAUUCUUGCCUGAUGUAGGAUUUCAUUUGCUUUACUUUACUGAGUCUCCUUCAUCUAAUAUUUUGUUUGACCUUGUUCCAAAUGUUUUCAAUAAGUGAAAAGUCAGGACUGCAGGUAGACCAGUUAGCACCUGGGCUCUUAUGCCGCAGAGCCGUGUUGUUAUAAAACAUGUUGAAUAUGUUUUAGUAUUGUCUGUCUGAAAUAUUUAAGAUCUUCCCUGAAAAAAGGUUUUGUCUGGAUGGCAGCAUAUGUUGCUUCAAAAGCUGUAUAUAAUGUUCAACUUAAAUGGAGCCUUCCCAGAUGCGUAAGCUAUGAGCACCUCUAUAUCCCCAGACUGUCAGGAGUACUGGUGAUAACACGCAGGUUUAUUCCUCUCCUCUUUAGAGUGAGGGAUGCAGCAUCCAUGAUUUCCAGAGAGUAGAAAUGUAAUUCUGGACUAAAGGACACUUUUCUAGUUUGCCUCAGACCAUCUUAAAUGGGCUUGACCUGGAAAAGUUGCAUCUCUGGGUUGUGUUUAUAUACAUUUUUCUCUUUGCAUGGUGCAGUUUUAACCUGAAUUUGUGGAUACAGCAAUGAACCGUGUUCACAUUAGUUUUUGAAAGUGAUUUUGAUACCAGGCAGUGAUUUCCACCACAGAGUCAUAUCUAAUUUAAUACAGUGCCAGCUGCCUGAGGCCUUGAAAGAUCACAGCCAUCCAGUAUUGGUUUUUGGCAUUGUCCACUUUGUACAGAGCUUUCUUCAGAUCCUCUGAAUAUUUAAUAAUAUUAUAUACUGCAGAUGAUGAAAUCCCUAAAUUAUUUUCAGUUUGAUACUGGGAAAUAUUACUCUAAAAAUGUUGAAAUAUUUUCUGGUACAGUAUUUCACAGAGUGUCGAACUUCUUCCCAUCUUUGCUCCUGACAGACUCAACGUCUCUGGAGUUUCCUUUUUAUAUCCAGUAAUGGUGCAGGCAUGAUGCAAAUCAAUGUAAUUGGUUAGGAGAUGUUUCUUGAGGUGUUUUUAUAAGCAUUGCACAAGGUGUGUUGUUGUCCCUGUUCUUUUUAAACCUUUUUGAAGACGUUGCUAUAACCGAUUUCAGAACAGGCAUACUCCCCAAAGCAAUUCAAUUCCAAUUUCCCAACUUUUGUGUCCCAACUUUUUUGAAAUUGUUGUAAAAGGGAGGGUAUAACAACAGACAACUCUAAAUAUGUAAAUUUAUGAUACAAGAGGACUUGAUACACAUAUGCAGGCAGAAAAAUGGUUUAAAAAUGAGAAGUGAAUAGAAGAGUUGAGUGUGUGCUUCAUUUGUGUGUUCAGGUAUUUAAGGUUUGUUUUGUUUCCUAUAUUUCAGAGAGCAGAAGAUGAUGAGCCCACCUGCUCGACACUGCCUCAUAAGAAUAAUAAACAAACAAAAGACAGAUCGGAGAGUUCAGAUCAGAAUGUCCUGGCACACAUCCAGAGGCGUUUAUCCCAGUGCCUGAGAGACAAUCGGGACUCACACCGUACGACUGGCUCAAUGAGGCUGGAGGAUAAAGAGGAUGAGGAUGAUGAUGAGUUGGAGGGUGAUCGUUUCCAGCAGCUUUUGGAGCUGAAGUGUCAGAUACGCAACAGUGGCGAGUAUGACCUCUUCUACAGCCGCCGCAGCACGAUCGAGUGCAGUAUGGCAGAGCAGGGCGGCAUGCAGCAUGAGCUACGUAUGCUCAACGAGGAGCUGCGAAGCAUAGAACUUGAAUGUCAGAACAUCAUGCAGGCCCAUAACCUUCGAAAGGGACAGCAGUCUCCGACCACGGGCCACUCUGGACCUUCAGCUAAAAACCGAAGCCUCCAUGGAAACGACUCCACCAGGAGUAAGCUGGCAGACAUUAACGAGAGACUGGAGAAAUCUGACAAAGACAGCUCCAGUGCCUAUAACACGGCAGAGAGUUCACGAAGCACCCCUCUAGCAAUGGACCGCUCCCCUGAGCACUCACUCCAGAGGAUGGUGAGUCUCACCAACCAGAGGAACCUCUGCAGCGGCCUCGCCACUGGCCCAUCCCUUAGCCCAACUCCAGUCCCAGCAUGUCGUGCUCCUGUCCCGGGCAAAAGCAGCAGUCCUGAUCACAGCAACCCUUCGAAUCAAACACCUCAGGCUGAGGAGGAGAGCAAGGGAGUUUUAAAGCCACGUACUACACAGAUUCCUUACUUCUCUCCUUCCCACAGCUCCCAGCAGAGACAGGCCAACAUCCCAGCUCACGCUCGCCACUACCAGAGCUAUAUGCAGCUGAUCCAGCAGCGCUCAGCUGUUGAGUACGCUCAGAGCCAGCUCAGCCUGCUAAGCGUCUGCAAAGAGCCACAGAGGCCCAUUAAUGAGCCCAAGAUGGAGUGGAAGGUCAAGAUCCGUAGUGAUGGAACUCGCUAUAUAACCAAACGGCCUGUGAGAGACAAGAUCCUGAGGGAGCGAGCUCUUAAGAUUAAAGAGGAGCGCAGCGGGGGAAUGACCACAGAUGAUGAUGCAAUGAGCGAAAUGAAGAUGGGGAGGUAUUGGAGUAAAGAGGAAAGGAAGCAGCACCUGGUCAGAGCAAAAGAACAGAGGAAAAGACGAGAGUUUAUGCAGCGUAGCCGCCUGGAAAGCUUGAAGGAAAAUCCUCAGAGCAGCAGCGAGGGUCGCAAGGAAGUCAGCAUCAUAGAACUCAGCCACAAGAAGAUGAUGAAGAAACGCAACAAGAAGAUCCUCGACAACUGGAUGACCAUCCAGGAACUGAUGACUCACGGCACUAAGGCCCCCGAGGGGGCCAAGGUGCACAACGCCUUCCUAUCAGUCACUACUGUAUAAAGACAGAUAUCACACAUUCUACCCCAUGCGGUAUAUGAUACUUGCCUCGUUCAAUGUGGCAUUUUUAUGACGACAUAUGGAAUAUUUUUCACACUUUGUAACCCAAAAAGCAUUUUGUAAAGAAUUUAUCAGUGGUCUUUCAGCGUUUUCUUCACAAUUUUCAUUUGAUUUUCAAUAUCAUUUUCUCGUGUGGCUAUGUAGGAGAAGCAUUUUUUCUAUGAAAUAAUGACAAUAUAAUUAUUUUAUUAUGUCACUCAAAACAUGUUUAUCUUUUCAAUUCUAUUUUCAUAUUUAUGUUACAACCAUUUAACUUAAAAUAGUUGUAUGAACAUCUUAAAAAAAAUUAAGUAUUUUUCUUUUUUGUAUUAUUACAUUUAACAGAUGCAACACAUAAAGAAUCAGUGGGUCUCUUACAUUUCUUUUCUUUUCUUAAUGUUCUUUUAUCUAAAAAUGUAUGUAUCCUUUAAAGCUUAUAUCAGUUACUUUUUUUCACUUUAUUGAGAUUGGUUGGAAACUGUAGGAAUAUGCGCGCAUUGGACCCCAAAAACAUCAAGUUAAACCGUAAACAUGUCACAUGAUUUGAGGAGAAGGAGGCGUUGCUCAAUAAUUCACAGAUCUCAACUCUUCAUCAACUAAAGUUCCUCACACUGCAAUUUUAAAACUGCAUUACUUGUAGCUAAUGGAAUUCUAGUUUAGCCGUGACAAGAGUGUUAAAUACCUACAACUAGGGCUGGGCGAUAUGGGAAAAAGUUUAUCACAAUAUAUUUUUUCAUAUCAGUCGAUAUUGAUAUUAAUCAUGAUAUAAAAAGAAUUACUUUGUCAACCUUAAAUGUUCCAUGUCACUCUUAAAUGAAAUUUAACAGUGCUUAUUGGUUGCAUGUCUUUUGCAAUACAAUAAGCUACUUUGUCUGUGAGGUCUUUGUGCCUCUUCGACGUUUUGUCGUAAGGCGUUAGGCUAGAGAAAGUGGACUGAAUGGUCGAUGGCGCAGACCCAGAGCAACUCCUCUUUCCAUGACAGAAUGCCGGCUAUUGAAAAGCAUAUUGACCAUGUUUCAUAUCGAUAUUGAGGAAAAAUAAUUUUUGAUAUACAUCAUUAUCGUUUUAUCGCCCAGCCCUACUUACAACUAAAUUGAAAUAUAUCAAAAUUACUCGGGGGUACUAAUUUUGCGUUUUCAGUUUACUUGAUGUUCAUGUUUUUUAAUAUGACCAAAGAGUUCUGGUCUACAAAUUAAUUUUUGUGAUAUCAUUUUUACUAUCAGCAUUUUUUUUAUAAACCAUCUUUUAACAGUUCAAUACCUCAUCUUACAGUUAAACUCUACUUAUGUUGUUUCUGUAAUUUGUGAACUCCAGCUGAUUUUCUUACAAAGCUUCUGAGAAAACUUAAAAAUAAUCCAUCAGAAGCUGCUACAAUGACAAGUUUAUGGAGAAAACAACUUUUUAGACAAAUGAAAAAUUUAACGAUUAUUCUUUCGAAAUGGUUCUUUUAGAUUUUUGUGGUUACGGACAACGAACAUCCCAAGAAUCCAAAAUGUAAUGGCUCAUUGCCAGUGUUGCAGCUUUGUUUGUACGGUUUUCAGCUUUGGGUAACAAAGUAUUUUGUAUUCUGUUUUAUUUUUGCUUAAAAUCUUUUUUUUUUUUCUCUACAUAACCAACAACAGAUGGACCUUCUCAUAGCUUUUGCAUACUGGUAUUUUUACAUAUUUUUUACUCUCCAUACACCUUUACUCAGCAUAGCCUUAACAGCAUAAACCUAAUCAAUGGUGUGUUUGUGUUGCAGCUGAUUUCAUGCACAAACAAACUGUCUCUGGAUAUCUCUGUGCAACAGGGAGGUACUGUUCAGCCUUAUUCAUGGGUAACACAAACUGAGAUUUUAGUGACAGGGAAAAUCACAGAUAUUGUAUAGUGCUUACUGAAUUAUGUUUGCAGUCACAUUACAACUUGUGUUUGGAUGAUUGCCACUGAGCAGGACUCAGAACACAGCAUAUGGGAUCAUUAAAAAACUUCAACACAGAACUCAAAGGGUUACCAUCUAUGAAAUGAAUUUAUGGUUCAGUUACAUGUACAGCAUACUCAUUCCAAAAGGCCUAAUUUUUAACUGAAAUAUUGUAAAGUUGAAUCUUUAAACUGAUCCCUGUAUUUGUUUUCAGUCAAUGUUCAUGGUCUAAUUUGAGUAAUGCGUAGUUGGGCAAAUUUGUAGCCAGGUGAAAUGUGUGAUAACGGUGAAAGAAAUGAUAAUAAAUUAUUGUUUUUUUGGUACAACAUUG
Messenger RNA from Xyrichtys novacula (pearly razorfish), 59119 nucleotides. The record is from the annotation of a GenBank genome assembly. NCBI's taxonomy places the organism in Eukaryota, Metazoa, Chordata, Actinopteri, Labriformes, Labridae.